Messenger RNA from Gallus gallus (chicken), 46546 nucleotides. It is a transcript of the gene ZBTB20, whose product is annotated as zinc finger and BTB domain containing 20. Gene Ontology annotation, biological process: regulation of transcription by RNA polymerase II. The transcript is spliced from 15 exons. The record is from RefSeq and is a predicted model, not a curated record. Bases 19178 to 21217 code for a protein of 679 amino acids. NCBI's taxonomy places the organism in Eukaryota, Metazoa, Chordata, Aves, Galliformes, Phasianidae. Gene Ontology annotation, molecular function: RNA polymerase II cis-regulatory region sequence-specific DNA binding; DNA-binding transcription factor activity, RNA polymerase II-specific; protein binding.
GCCGCCGCUCCCGCUCCCUCUGCCCGCCCGCUCUCGCUCUCGCUCUCCCUCUCGCUGUGGUUUUUGUAAGCAGCAUAAAGAAGAAGUGUUGAGAGCUGCUCUCAGCCCUUUUGGAGUCCGAAGUCAAAAGGGAACUAGGGGGCUUGACACAUCCCUUGCAUCUUCCAUUUACUCUGACCACAGUCCCUCCCUGUUCUCUCAAGUGGAGCUAAGCCCUGCUUCCCUCCCUCUUGAUUCCCAGACAGCUACAUGUGCCAUCUUGGAGUGGGAUUUAUUUAGCAAAAAUGUAUUUCAUCCGAAGAGGUGUCUGCUGAGUAACUGGUCAAGAGAAUUGCUUCCACUAAAUGUAGGCUGCAGGGAGCCAUAGAAGAGGUUCAGUAGGUGGUGCUGUUCCCUUGAAGCCAGUUCUGAUGCUGUGCCCGGCAGAAUGUAUAAGGGACUGCCUGAAGUUACACUGUAGAUGCUGAAAUCACUGCACCUUAAAAACAAAAAGAUUAAGCUGCACUGCAUUCUUAUGUAUUCAUCAACUAGAGGGAAUUUCUAAUGGACAACAUCACACAAACCUGAGGAAUGCAGAGAGAGGACGCUGAGGAGCCAAGAAAUCAAGUGAUCAAGAGGGUUUGGAUUUACAUUAAUGUGUCAUCCUGAUGGAAAAUACAACUUGAUUAGAAAUGAGAAAUCCUUGACUCAACAGGUAGGGCUCCUGCCCAUACUGAUUUACGCUCACAAAUGGCACUGGAAUGUGCUGUUGAAUUUGUUAUGGUGCUUCAUGGCUAUAUGAUACUGACCCCAAGAAUGAUGCUAUUUACUCUUUCUUCUUGUGGUGCAACUUGGCAUGUUAGUAAUUCUUGGCCUUUCUUUUCCUUGUGUGCACAGUUAAGGAAAUACUGUUCUACAUGGCUACCUCUGCCCUUACUCUGAUCAUGCUUGCAAUUCAAGAAGAUGUUUGUUUGCUAUUAUAUACAGGUCUACCAUAGGAUCUUUAAAGCUAGCUGUAGUAAUGUUUAGAUGCUUGGCUCUAAGGGGAUUUGAAAGCUCAGAGGUAGCAUCUUUGUCUAGUGCUUGGGAAGUGCUGAGGGCAAAGGGAAGAACUGCUGGGUGGAGUGUUGCUUAGAGGAUAAAGCUUGGUGAUCUUUCCAUGGGUGCAGUUUCUUACCAGCAAUUAUACUGAAAAAGGAAGGAUCUUGUCCUCGUUUCAAUCAUUGGUGUCCUGGAGAAUUUCAGAUGUGUUAGGUAAAUUUUACUCUAUGAAAUUAUCAGCUGUUAAAACACAUUUUACAUCUCCAAUCCUUUCAGUAGCGGGAGAAAGACAUAGAUUUCCCCUGGCUUCUGAUAGUGGAAAACAUUUCUGAUGUCCCCGCAUUGUCAGACUGUCAGGGGCACCGCUAUGUGAUUAUCGUUAUUGUGAUUUAAUUACAUUUAAAAGCAUUUACUUUCUAAAAAUCUUUUACACUCUCUCUGUCAUAAUGUUUAGAAUGUAUCUAUACCAUACAGUAGUUAUUCUUUAAGGCUUCUUAUGCCUAGAAAAUCUUGUAAAAGAAAUAUUCUGUGCAGUAAAGUAGACAUUAUUUAAUGCUGAACUAAUAUUUCGAGCUGCAUUGCGAUUACACAUGGAGGCAUUUGUGGAAGUCUAGAAGGUAUGAUGGACUUUUUCUCCUGACUUUUCCCUGAUGAGAUUGUAGGGAUCACAAAUAUCUGUCUUGCAAUACACUGAGUUUUGCUGCCAUGGCUCCUUGACCUUUAUCCCACUGUCUAAAUGGGGUAGGACUUUACCUGUAACUCAGUCCCUACUGCUACCCAGAGACCGUGGUAGGUGAGUGAAAUCUGGGGUGGCACCCCAUGUGAAACCUGAGAAGUUAUGCAAGCACGAAAUCUUAAGAACUCUGCACACCAUUUCUUUAGUGAGUACAAACAUUUUCAGAUCUCUGGUCUUACAGAUGAAGUAAAACCCUCACCCCAGUAAAGUUGGGAUUUUUCUAGAUUCCUUUCAGCAUAGCCAGGUUACAUUGCAAAUGUAUGUGCUUGAGCUGCCCAACUCCAUAGGGUAGGUUCUGGUAAGCCUCAUGCGUUGCACGCACAGAUUUUCCCACCUCUCCAGCCAUGCUGCCUGGAUGGACAGGUGCUUACUCUGCUGUGUUGUUGGCCUUGAGAUAAAGGAGAAAAUGCAGAUAUUUACCUAGUUGAUGCAGAGAAAGAGUUCACAGCAGAAAAAUAUGUGAAGCCUUCUUUAGAAAUAAGUUGGGUUGUUGUUUUUUUUUUUUUUUGGUGUUGUUUUUUUGUUGUUUUGGAAACGAGUAUAUUUAGAUGUUGUUUAAUAAUAAAAGAAACAUAAAAAUUGUCAUAUACAUGUUUUAGCCCAGUAGUGGUCAAAUGAAGGUUUGUUUUAUUUUUAAUGUCAUAAUUUUACAUUGUUUGGAAUUCUUUUGUGAAGGUUCCUAAGACUAUAUCGGUUAGAAAUUAUUCCCCUUUCUCACCUUAUCCAUCUUUAUUAUCUAAUGAAACAGUUUUCUUCUGUGGAGCUGAGGAGCAACUGGCAAAUUCCAUGCGUAGUUCAGACAAACUGGUCCUCUGCGAGGCUGGGCUGUGCUCCCACUUGUGAUGAAACCAGGUGUAAAAUCCCAGUCCCUGCCUCAGUCUGUUUUUUCUGCUCCUCUUAGCACUGAUCUGCAAAUGGAGACUCCCGUGCUGAUAAUUUCAGUGUGGAGUUUUCAAAACUGAGUGAGUGUGUGCUGGCCUGUCUUUGUUUAAAUUUAGAAGAAUUGACGGAGCUCAUUCCUAGAGUCUGUAAUCCCAGUCUUCAUGCUUAAAACUAGCUCAAGCAUUCUGUGUAUUUGCAAGUCUAGUGCUAAUUUGUGUGCUUCUACUGACAAUAAAGAUGGAUGGUUUCUAUUGUCCUUUCAGUAGGGCCUCUCAUUACUUCAGUGGGAUUUUUGCUAUUGGUCCAUUUCUGUGUUUUUGUCCAGUUCACUACUAUCUCUUCAAUGUUAAGCUUCUUCCAUAGUUCAUUCCUUACUGGCCACUUCCUGAAGAACUUUAGGUUAUGGUAGGACUGCAGUUGGACAGAAAGCAAUAAACUGUAAGAAGCUAAACAGAAAAUGUUAAUGCAAAUCUUACCUAGUGCAAAUUACAGGGACUGCUGUUGCACACAGCUUCCUCUACUGCUGGGCUAACCAUCACUGAUAGUUUGCUAGUCCAGGCUAAAAUGAGCCCUUCGCUGCCCUGUAGAUCUCUACCAGAAGAGAAGAAAACAAAUUGUGUCCUCUUGCCUCUCUGCUCUCCCUACUUCAUAACUACAACCCCAACUAUCUUGUCAAAGAGAAGUUUUUUUUGUUUUUUUUUUUGUCUGGGAAAAGGGUAACAUAUCACUACAAUAUCUUCCGAACAUAUCUCUUUCCUGAGGAUUUGGUAUAGCACGGAAGGUCAUGUUUUACCUUCAGGCCCUGUACAAAUAGAAGUAGCUUGCACAGUGAGAUAGCAAGAUGUGAAAUUAAAGAGGGGCAAAUGUACAUUUACUUUAUAUAUAGUCACUUUAUUCAGGCAUAUUGUUUUUCUUUGGACUGUAAAAAUAAAAGUUUUAUCAAUUUAAAAUUUGUGAAGAGAAAAUCAGAGGUUUUGUUUGUUUGUUUUGUUUUCUAUCUAUUGUGUGGUCUUGUUAUUUUUUGCUUAAUUUCAUUACCUAUAAAUAGUAGUGAUGCAUGACACUGCAUGGUAAUCUGUUUCUUGGACUGGAAGGGGCACGAGUCUAAGAAAGGUAAAGGUUCAGUGGGUACUAAAGUAAUGCUUAGUGGCUGUGCUUCAGUGAUACAGAACAGUCUUUCUACAGGGACAAGUAAUAAUGCAAAUACAAAAAUAUAGAACAAUAUGAAGGCUUACAUCGAAACCUUGAUGGAUUCAUUUCUGACUUCUCAAUUCUGUGGAAAAGCUCAGUGUUGCUUCUUUUUGAAUUCUGACUUCGAAAGGAAAUGAGAAGUCAAACUUUCUGAUUUUACUUGUAUCUCUAAAAUGCAACAAAAGGCUCAUUAGCUUACUAGCAGAAGGAAAGGAAUGUCCAAACUUUAAACCUCCAGGCUCAUUAAAAAAAAAAAAAAAGAAAAAAAAAAAAAAAGAAAAUAUCUGGGAUCUGUUGCAUGUUUAAAUGCUGUAAGUAUGAAUUUUGCCAUGCUACAAGCUGCAUCUCUCUCUGGUUUUCCGACAUUGUUUUUGUAUCCAGGUACAUCUGAUUUUCUGUAUUCUGUUGGAUGUUGGAUUUCAAACAGAAUUAAGGUGAUCACCUCUCUUUUUGCUGACAAAGGCUACUAUAAUAGAUAGAUGAGUAUUUGUUGUGAGUGCCAGGAGGAAUGACUGUUUUGCGGACAGAUAUUGUAGUAGACGGAAGUAUUGAUUGGGUUUCAUUGUAGUAAACAUCGCCAGAUGUUAUCUCAGUGUGUACUGUUUAUGUUAGUAAAUAAAUAAAUCCUCCAGAGCACAAUUAUUCUCUAUAAUGUUUUUUCAAAAGUUUACUAUUGUCUCCUUCUGUAUGUCUAAGUGAACUUCCUCUGCUCUCUGUGCAGCUUGAGAAACCAAUUAGAACAUGUGAAACUGAUUGUAAAAUACAAAUCCUGAUCUACACUCAGAUACUAUGUCAAGGCUGGGUCUGGGAUCUGUAUAUGCCAGCAUCUUGUCUUCGGGUACUCUUUCUUCAUCUGAAACGUUCUCUCGUAGGAAAUAUAUGAACUUCCCCCCUCCCUACUGUUUAUGUUAUCAACCAUGCUGGUAAACACCUUGUCAUGGUUAACACCUGUGUUCUCUGACUCUUGGCAGACUCUCAAAGCUGAUGGGUCACUUGCUAUACAAAAUGAUGAGGUUCCAACAUGGGUGUAGUCACUGAAGAAAGCUGUUAAAUCCCAGUGCUUAUAAGCUCAGUGUGUUAGUUAUUAAAUAAGUUAAACCAGCUCUCAGAAGAGAUCUCAGCUUCCUCAGAGGUUAAGACUCAUGAGAGCCCAGAUUUACUCUUCAGACUGCAGAUGGACAGCGUCACAUUGCAUAGUAGUUCAAUGUGAGAGAUGCACAGAACUCCUGCUUCUGUGCUUUUCUAGCACUACCUUUUUUCUUGGAAGUGGCAUGGCAGAUUGAAGCAUACUUAGAUUUUGCAUUCUCUUGAUCACUGGUAUAAUCUGCUCUCCCAGUAACACCAAGCAAGUUCACAAGAGGUUUUUGAAGUGUAGUUAGUACCCAUAAAACUUCGUGUUAAAUGAGAGCUGAAGUUAUCUACUGGGUAUUCUGAGAGUGAUCUCUUUUUGUUUUUGGUAAAAUUCUAUCUGUUGGGCUGAAGUACUGUUUCCAUGCUUCAGUAGAUUUAGCCAUCUUGUAAUUUAUGGCUUCAAGUAAUGUGUAUUUCCACAGACAUCCAAGUUCCCUUGGCAAAUUGGUUCGCUCUGGAGAUUCCCCAAAACAGACUUCAAACAGCUUCUGUAGGUUUAAAAAGAUGCAGUGUGUAUAUGAAUUCUCUGCUGUGGACCAGCAUUAAUAACCUAACAUCUCCUAAGUAAAAUAAUCUCUCUCUAUAUCAGAUCUUAAGUUUAAAUUCAUAUAGAAGAUGUGCUUUCCCCCACAAGUAAUUAAUAGCAUUGUUGGCUGUUGUUUCUGUUUCUUCCAGUUUAUCAGCUGAAUUUAGUUGUACUUAUUCUCUGUAUUUAGAUACCUUUAGAAUUCUUUCAUUGAUUUUACUAGAGCUCCUGUGAUGGAAGCAUAAACAAGUUGUAUGUUUGUUUAUGUAUUCACAGGUAUCCUUAUAAAACUUUGGCUAUUCCUUUUAAAAUAUUUUGUGAUUGUGGAAAAAGACAUCAAACCCACAUUUGUUCAAUUAGAAAAAAUGAAUAGAUAGCAAAAGAAAAGGAAAAUGUCUCAACUUCUCACCUAUUAUUUCACAUUGUAUCUAUGAAUACUUCAAGUGAUGUCUCUGAAAACAUUGAAGAGAGCUACUUGUUUCUCCAAGUCCCUGUGUAGCAUGUGGAAUAUUUGUCCAUUUAAAAUGCAGUUCUGUUCCUCAUCUCGCUUCCCUUUGCAUAAAGUGCACGUCCAAGCAGCAUCCACUGAAGGAACAAUUUCAAGCUGCAUGCAAACGUCUCAUCAGCUGUGCAUUUUUCCUGUUUCUAAGGAAUAAAGAUCAUAAGUGUGAAAUGAAACAUAACAGGGAGGCACUGGAGUGCAGAUCUGAAGGUAGAAUUUGCAUUGGCUACACUUCAGCACAGAUGGUAGGAAAUCUUAAAUCUACUCGAGUCCUGAGACCUUUAGCCCCUCAGGUUAGCAAACGUAUCUAAGGGAGGAAACUGGUGUAAGUAGUUCCUGAGGGACUCUGAUGAUUUAUGCUCCCUAGAAGAAAGAGCCACGGGGAAUAUGCCUGAGCAUCACUGUUUUGUUGGCUGUAGUAGGAUUUUUGUUUAGUGCAACAGCUUUCCUAAUCAUCAGUUAACCAGUCAUGUCCAUAAUAAAGUAAAAGGUGCAACACAACCCUCCUCAGGGUUAGUAUUCUGCAAAAUCAAAUGCCUCAGUUGUUCCUCCCAUCUAGGCAGGAGAAGUAGACCAGAGAAUAACCAAAGCUUGUGGUUACUGUCUGUGCCCCCUUUGAUUUUAAGGGGUGAGGAAUGCAUAAGCUUGCUGCACAUCCUCCUCAGUAAUUGUGAUAGAAAACAUUUGUGUAAUUCUCCUGUCCUCUGCUCUUGGCUCUGAAGUGAAACAGGGACUUCCUAUCAAACCAGAAGCUUUGAAGAAAAUUUAGGACUCCUGAUCUCUUGGAGAAACAGUUCACAUUUCAGGUAAAUGGUGCAUCUCUUAGCUGAUUUGACUACAGGGGGGCUGGUUUGUUUCCUGUUUGAUAUAGAGAGAGAGCUGUACUUCUCUGUUCAUGCUGCACAUUUGUAUGCACCAACCCUGUCUUUUAAUGGAAAGUUCCCACAAUAAAGUGGGAACUCUUUGUCAUGGACCAGUUUAGUUUUUUGGCAUCUCCCUACGUUACUGUGUGCAGUGAUGCUAGUUAAUGCUCAUUGAGGCAGUGGGUUUGUGAUGCUGGUUUUUGGCCUAAAGUGGAUUGAGAUUCAUAAAAAAAUAAUCUCAAAUCACAAAGCCACCAUGGGAGUUUUAUAGCUUCUGUGACUAUCUCACUUGGGCUAGAUUUGAAUCAGCAAUCAGGAGGUGAACGGUUUUAUUCUUAUCCCACUACCAAUUUCCUGAGCUAACAUAAUCUAUAUGUAUGUGUGUGUUACAAAAUUUUAUUUUCCAAUUGAAUGCGUCCAUCUUUUGAAAAUAGGUUAAAAAACAAAAGACAAAAUGUAAAGGAAAUUUACCUUCCAAAAAAUACAGAGCAGUUAUCAGGACUUUAAAAUAUAUGUAAACAUCAGUUCCUGCCAAGUUAGUCAUUACUAAGAGUUAACAACACGGGGGAUUGAUUGAGAGAAUGAUUGUUGCUGUAGAAUGAUGAUUUAAUAAGAGAAUAUCUGAUAGAUUUGACAUGCUACAUAAAAUGUGCAGAACGGUUAUUCUUUGGUAAAUUGCAACUUUCGUUUGUACCCCUUACAGCCGUGUUUGUUCUGUGCCUUGCCACAUUUACCUUCUUCCCUGUUAUUCUCUUUCAUUUCUAUAAAUCAUUAGUAUUCACCAUUGUUAGACAUGUCAGAAAAAAGGCACACACCAUUUCCCUUCCCCUUCUUGCCUUCUUUUACACCUUCACCCGGUUUGUUUUCCCAUAGUCACCUACCAGCUCUGUUGUUCAGGAGGGCACUGCCAGAUGUCUUGCUCUCCAUUUUGAAAAGAUGGCUACUGAGAACUCAAUUUUAUUGCCUCAUGCUACUGCUUUUUUUUUUUCAUGCACACCCAUUUCUCACUGUUCUGGCUGAUUACUAUCUAUCCAUUGCUUAGUCCUAGCAACACGCUUGGUGCUUUAUAAGUCAGAAAAUGAAGGCUGUCUUGGCUCUAAGUUGUUGUUUUACAGGACGAAUAGAUGAAAAAGCCCUUCUAUUGUUCCCAUCUUUAUGGAGGAGCCGGGCUCUGUCCUAUUUUUCAGCAAUAAUUUAUGAGAGGUUACUUUUUCUGAAAUGCCCACUACCUCUGUGAAGAUCCUAUUGCAAGUGUUGCCAGCAUGCUUAGUCUUUCGUAAAGCCUGGUGGUGUAUGCAGGCCAUGCUCAGGUAAUAGGAAUCACCUUGAGGUAAGCUUUUAUACCCUUUUCCAGCAUAUAGGGUAUGCUGAAGUCAGAGUCUGGGCUAAAAAGGGUCUUCUACUUGCUUCAGAAAAAUGUGGGGCUAUCCUUGCUGCUUGUACUGUAUGAACAAUAAUAAUUAAAAAAAAUAAUCCUAGAGUCUGACUACAACAAAUAAAUUCCAAAACACCCUCUGCACUAUUUCUGUUGUUGUGCCAAAGAGCAUAACAUAAAAUGACUGAGAAUAACAUCAAUUCAAAACAACAGCACACAAUAGUGUAAUUUGACCCUAAGCACAUUAAAAAAAAAAAAAAAAAAAAAAAAAAAGGCUUAAAAGAAACAGGAGGAAAAAGGCAAAAAUGGGACUGUGGACUGGCAUUACAAACAGUGUCAUGAAACUACAGCCAGAGGUAUAAGCCUAGUAGAAAGAAAAAGAGAAGGGGGUUGGGGGGCGAGUUACUUAUGAAUCAGUACAACUGUGCUUUGUUCUGCAUGAGUGUUUUAAUAGAGCAAGUGUAAUAUAAGGAUCAGGUGGGCUCGUGGGAAUGGAACAAAAGGUUUUGUAAAAUUAAAGCAAAAUAAUUAUAGCUCUAGGUGUAGAGUGAGCACACUCCAGCAGUUGAUAGCAGGAACCUGUUCAGAAUGGAGAAGGGAGGAGGGAGAAAGAUGCAGUUAGAAAGCUGUUUUUUUUUUUUUUCCUUUUUAGUAUUUUUGUAAAUAUACAUACACAAACAUACCUAAAAUAAACAAAUGUAUAUAUGUAUGUUAGCGAAGACUUUUAAUCUGUGGCAGUUGCAAACAACUUUAGAAGUGAUUAAUAAUACCCUCACACAAAAAUGCAUUAAAAUGAAAAUUUAAGGAAUAGUCUCAAAUGAAUUAAUUAGCAAAAAAAGAAAAAAUAAUCUCAGCAGAUCACUCUUUUUAGUGGAAUAGAGGACUAGAACCUAAAACAGGUGUGAUCCUAUGACAUGAGAUUCAAGUAUGUUCUCCCUGUAAAAGCCCAACAAGGAAUAUAUAGAAAGUGCUAAGUGCACCAAUUAAUUAAGCUCAAUGAUACAGAAGUGGAUGUGAUCUUCUGGGUGCCACAGGAAGGAUUUCAGCAAUACAUUGUGUUAAAGGAUUUCCCACAUUUGGGCAAAGCAUUCUUGCAGCUCUCUUGCAGGAGAGCUGUUUCCUACCUGAAUUUAAGAGCAGUUUUACCUGUAAGAUGGCAGCUAGGUUGAUCCUAAGGUAGCCUCAACGUGUCUGGAUUUUUGCUUUUACUUUCCUUUGCCGUCUGUGUACGUAUGUAUGUAUGUAGUAAGGAUGCUGUGUAAAGGUAACUCUCUCACCAAAAGAACUUCUGCCCCAUAAUCACAGCCCUUUUCGAGUUGUUGGCUGUCUUCAAUGAUGUGACAAAAGAAAUACUGGGAAGGCACUACAGGUGUGCAUGUUUCUCUUUCUAGGUAAGUCGUGUUAGGUUCAAAAUGUCUGGAAUCUGUCCCGGUUGUGGGCAGUGACUUCCAAACAAAUACCUUACUUUUCUUUGUGUGUAUAUGAAAAGAAUUAAUGAACACCAGUUGCCUUGAUUCUACAUGGCACCUGUGGGUGAGGAUGGGCUCCUUCCUUCCUGUGUGCUGUUAUGUAGAGUGCUACAAGGAAAGCAAGUGUAAAUCGGUGCAUAUGUCCUGUGGAAAGGAUCUGGUUUUGUCACAGAGCCACAACAGCUUCCCCCUGUGGUGGAAGGCUUGUGAUGGGCACAGCUAUUCCCACCUGUCCGCACCGUGAGAGGCAGGCAGGCUGCAGCAGGGAGGUUGUGAGGCGGCCACGAGCUGUGGUAGCAGGCCCAGCUACUACAGAUGGCUGGCGCGUGAGAUAAGGCCCUGGCAAGGAAGGGGGCCGAUCAGCCCACCUCCCACCACAUUUCCACUUCUUCUGUCAUCAGAUUUCCCUUAUUCAGAGUUUGCUCAGGAUAAUUGUUCACAGACAAUAUAUUUUUGUGCUCACGCUGUAAUCAGAGGCUGUUGUCAGUUGGAGCAGAGCGCAUCUCUUAGGUGGUGCUUUCUGCCAGAACGUGGAGGCUGAGAUCAGAGUGAAGCUUUACGAGCUCCAUUUGGUGCUUUUUACUUCCGUCUUGUUUCUCUCUCUGCAGGGGAUGUGAAACUAGAUUUGUCCUGUUUCCACAGCAGGGUUUUGGUUUAUUUUGUUUUUCCAUAGCAUUUCAUUCAGUGGCGCAAAUCCAGAGGAGACUGUGUUGCAGAGAUGGAUUUGAAUGUCAGACAGAAAGAGUUGUGUUUAAUAAACUCUUUGUUGUAAAUUAUAGAAACUAGAGAGCAGGAGGCCUGUGUUUAAUACAAACAUUCUGUGGUUAAAUUAUCACUUUAGACGUUUACCCCAUAACAUAAAGAGCGAUGAAAAAAGGAAACUUUGCUAGAGGGGUUUCUUAAGGGUAUGAAGCUGAAGACUGAAAUUCCUUAGUUAUGGGCAGUCAUCUUUAACUCCCUCUGCCUUCUGUCUUUUAUUUCCUCUGAAACCUAAAUUGAUUAUCAUAUAAUCCACCCUGAAAUUGAGUUCCUAAAUCUCCUCUUUGUUCCUAUAAGAGGUCUGUGGCAAUAGGAAAGAUCGGGAGUGUUAAAGAGUAACCAAAAAUCCCAUUUACCCCCUGAUUGUUCAGUAUUGUGUCCCACUUGUAUUCCUUCUUCUGUCUUUCAUCUUAGAGGUGGCAGCCUAACAAAAUUUGAGUGACAGUAUGGGACUACUUAAAAGAAAAAGGCAAAAAAAAUAAACAAACCCCAAAACUGUAGUAGGCUUUCAGGAAAAAAAUAAAAUAAAAGGUGCUUUAGCAUUAUAAUAUGGUAUUUGAAGAUGACAGCCCAACACGCAAACAGUUGAAUGUGCAUCUCCCCUUAUACAUAAUGACUUCUGCUUAUCUCCCGUGCUCACCAGCUUUUGAAAGCUCCUUUCUGUUUCUUAUAGCAUGAGUUACGUAUCUGUGUUGAUAUCAUUUCAGAGUGAUUUGUCAACAUGAACCUAUUGUGAAAUUAAAGGUCAGUAGCAGGCCAGGCAUUUGACAGGGUAGGCAAUGCUCACUGGAAAGGAAGAGAUCAAGAAUAACACAUCAAAUCCCAAAUCUUCAGAUGUGCCUCAUGACUAGUGCAUUUUGCUGUUUAGGAACAGAGAAGCUUCAGAGUAGAGCUCUCAUUCACAGCGAGACAAUAUGCCAGUAUCUGUCACAGUCUAAGUCCUUGCAACACUAUUGAAGUAAGAGAAUUCGAGUCCCAGAUUCUUCAAUUCUUUUAAUUUUCCUUCUUGUUAUUUGAGUAAAUCCAGCAUACAUACAUGCACAAACAUACACACACAGAUGUACUGGUUUUUGUUUUCCAGAGCAUGGACAUAAAAGUAAUAAAAAUAAAGCAGAAUCAUGGUUUUUUUUUUUGCUUUUUUUUUUUCCCCUUUGUCCUUUUAUUUUCUGGCAAAAGGUACUUCAUAAGUAGUUUAUUUUCCAGCUUCAUUUUCUUCCAUUUACUCUCUGCUAGGAAAAAAGUCUAAAGGAUUAAGACAGAAACAACCCCGUAUUAUAUAAGUCAAUAAAUAAGCAAAAAGUGUUCCAAAUUGCACUCAAAAAAACAAACAAACAAACAAACAAAAAAACAUUCUACUUCUCCUCAGAAAGAACUGAUGCAAUGCUAUUCACAUUUCCCUGCUUUCCUUCCAUCUAUUUUGGAAUUCAAUGAACAGUAACGUACAGACAGCAGUAAAGACUGCUAUCCUUUUCUUUGUUCUUUCAUCUGAUUCUCCUGCUCCCAGUCUGUAGGAGAAUGAAUCUAGUCUGGCUAGAGAAUUUGCACCUUGCUUUUCUCAUAAGGAAGAUGAAGUUUUUUAGAUAACAGUAGGGACAAUUUCUGGUCUCAUUGAAGUCAUUGGCAGUUUUCCAGAUGAUUUGUUAUGAGAUUUGGCCUUGAGAAAAAGGAUCAGUCACACUCAUCUCCUUUUUAUUCUGAACUAGAAUGACCCAUAUCACUACCCAGUGAUGGCUGCCUAGGAUACUAGCAGUGAAUUUUUGGAAAAUGAUCAAAAGUUCAAAUAUAUGCAAGAAUGCAUGAAACCCACUGUCUAAGCAACCAGAGAGAAUGCAGUUGGCCUCAGCAAAAUACAUGAUUAAAUAGAACCAAAUAAAGCUGGAAGCUUGUUAUGAAAGAUCAUCUAUAUCCAUUUUAUUAUUUGUCUGUAGAAAUUGUGUUAGGAUGAGGCCUGGAACAGUCAUUUCAAACCUAAAUGUAAGUAUGCAUCUUCCUGCAUUCUCUAAAAUUUUUUGGUUGCACAGCACUAUAAAUGGUGCAAAACAAAGUCUCUUUUCCAAGCUCCCUACAGUGAACAACUUAAGAACAUUUAGUUUUAGCCGGUUUUAGGACUUUAUGUCCUCAGAGAAUAAAUACUGCCCCUUUGAUCUCCAGAUAUAAAAGUCACUAUUUCCCAGGAGCUGGAGAAGAUCUGGGGCCCAGGAGCAGAGACAGAGACAAAAAAUGGGAGCCUGGCAGCUCUGGUCCAUUCCCAGUAUUGCUGCUGACUCCAGUAAUUGGAAAAAAAGCUAUCAGUGAUCCCCAGUAAUCCCUAUUUCUGAAAUGAAUUUAAGAGUACUCAUCUGUUUUAGCAACAUUCAUUAAGGAAGGAAACAAAGUAAUGUCAAAUAAAUAGUCAGUACUCUCUGACCUUACCAUUAACUUCUUUCACAUUUUUAUGAAAGCAGGUAGUUUGCAAAGUAAAUUCACAGGCACCUGAUUUGGUGCGUCUCUGUCCUUUGCGGUGCCCUUUCCUAUGGGAGAGGGGAAGAUGAAAAAACGAGACUUGAAUCCAACAGUUUUCCUUGUGUAUUGGAGGGGAGACGCGGAAUGCGGGAUGGCAGGUCAAAGAGAAUAUAAGAUUGCAUUACAAUACAGCUGUGUCUGCAUUUGAAAGCAUUUCACUAACAUGUUGUUAUCCAGAGUUUUCCCUUUCAACAUUUCUUGUAGGAGGUGAAUUUUCCAGUUGGUUUGGCUUUGCUGUCAAAAAAGUCAAGCUAAUUUUUUUCUUUCUUCUGAUUAAGUGAAUAAAAUGCUAAGAGUAAUUAAGCCAAGGAUCUGUUUUUUUUUUUUUUCCUCUUUAAUUUCUAACCUAAUAAACAAACUGCUUGUAUCCAUCUUUAUAGAGAGAUUUUAAAACCACUACUGAAAGUAUGCUGUAAAAACACCCUUUCUCACUUGAGAGACAAAAUCGCUUUGAUGACCCUCAAACCUUGUGUGUUAAACUCACAAGUAGAAAUCAUGUUUUUCAUUAUUCCUGUUACCUCAAGGUUACUUCAGGGCUAAGGUUUCCUGUGAAGAUCAAACAAGAGUUGUGGGUUUUUUUUCAUCCUGUCUUGCACAUCCUCACUUAUGUCCAGAUUAUGCCCUCUGAAAGUACUAAGCGGCAGUCUCUGUGGCCUUGGAGCUGGAGGGAGGAUUGUUUGGUGUUUUAAAGGCUCUGAUCAGCAGACCAAGAGAAAUCUGUUUUUUUUCUUGUUUCUGGCUCUGUAACCUUGGAAAAGUCAGUAUGUCUGUGACUAUGUUCCCCAGCUGCAAAGGGCAGGGGGAUGCUAUUUCCUUGCUGCAUAGAUCCUUUGAAGAUAAACCUGCUCUUGGAAAUCAGUAGUAAGCACCAGAAAAUACAUAUGUUAGUCAGGUUUCCUGCAUGUGCCCCGAGUGAGGAUGUUUCUCUCCCAUUGCCCAGUCCUGGAGAUCUACCAUGCUUGAAGGCACUCUGUGCUCAUUCCUGAGUGUGCCUUGUCAGCAGCUACUUUAGGAAACAUCUGCUUCUCCCAACACUGUUUCCCCCGCUGUUGAAUAGGGCUGUUGACAUACAAGAGAGGUCUGCAUGCUCUUCUCAUGCUUGAAGGUGGUUUGCCCAACCUGACUUAGUACUUGGGAGUUUUUGAUCCCCUUUGUAGGGAGAAAGGAGUUGUUUUAGAGCUCUAAUGUAACAUUUUUUUCCAUUAUUUAUUUUCUGCAAAUGUUCAUGUUCCCGAUGAACUUCUUUUUGAAAUGUUUUGCUGGAGCCUUAUCCACAUAGGCUGAUCAUAUGUGCCCCAGAUAUAAACAGGAAGAAAAGGUUUCCAGUUCCAUCUGCUGCAGUCUAGAACAAUUUUAUCCACCAUUUGCUGAGAGAAAGCAAUUCUGAUUUAAAGGGCAUGUAAGCUGUGUUAUUAGUCUGAUAGGAUAAUGUAUUACAUUCUUUUUUCCUAGUGAAUUUUUAAACCUGAGCUGAAAAUAAGUGCAAUUCAUGAGCUGUAAGUAAAGAUGUAAAAAAACCGGAGGAAGAAAAAGAAAUUGGAAUUUACAUUAAUAGCAUAAACUGAGCACCUGGACAGUUGGUUAAAACCCCUCCAGAAAGAAUCUUCGACCAAACACCCAGCCAGCUCUUUUCCAGCAACUUUCAGCAGAGGUAAAUGGGAAACCCCACCAAACAAACAAACAACAACAACAACAAACAGCCAAUUUGUGGAUGCAACUGCUUCACCAGGGCUCUGAAUUCCUUUACCUCUUGGUAACAGUGUAGACCACCCAGGUGGCUCCUACUGCUCACCAACCAGCUGAAGCUCUCCCUCCUCAAGCUGGGCUGCUGACAGACCCAUCCUUGUAAAUUUGGUGUUGGUAGUAGUGGAUUCUGGCAGAAGGAGCUCAGGUUUGUGUCAGCGUCAGCAGCUGGCCUGUGGAUUUCAGUAGGUAUUUACUGGAUAAAGGCACAGCAUCUAGCACCUGAAUUUUAAUUCUCCUGAGCCUGCUGAAUCCUUUGUUACUCACUUACCAUUCCUAAACAUGGAUGGCAUUUGCUGGAUGUGCUUGCCUUUUCCUCAAAAUUAGCAUUUUCUUUUAAGUUUCCUAUUUUGAGUUCUGUUUUACUCUUUUGUAGCAGCUGGAAGAGCCCAGCUAUAGCUGGCACGUGGUGGUGACCCAUUGCGUGUAGUGCUGAGAGGCAGAACUGUGAGGAGAUGGCUUGGAGGUGCCGGUACCGCCAAGCUUUGUGGCCCCCCCAGAAAGCACCAAGGCGUGCUGCGAGGCAUGCUGAGAGAGAUGUUUCUUGCAAGAAACCACCAGAGGAAGUCUGUCUAGUUUCAGAAAAUUAAAGUAUCUUUGAAACUGAAAGCAAACAGGAGCUUCCACGGGAGAGAAAACCAAAAGUGCAUUUAAAAAGUUACAGUCAUUGCGUAUCCAUUUGUCCAUCCGUUCCAAAUUCAGUAGUAGUUUCUUGCCAAAAAGCAAGAAAAAGCACCCAAAAAGAGGCAGGGCCGCACAGAGCUCUGCUGCCAAAGCACAAUGCCAGGCAGCGAGGAGGGGAGGCCGUGCUCCGCUGUCGUCCCCCCGAGGGACGGCUGUGAAGGAAGGAAGCAGAUCACAGUGUGUGAAGUCUGAGAAGUGACAGCGUUUUGCACUCAAGGCAACUGCACAAGGUUACCUGAGGACAGUGUCUGGCUCUACUAGCUGAUUGCUUUGAGCCUUCAAAAAUCCAGUUAAUGGGGGCACCUCUGAAGCAAACCAGAUAUCCCUUUUACCGCGCAGUCCCUGUUGAGAAGAGUAUAAUUUUACAUUAAUUACACUGGAUAAGUAAGAAUUUGUUAUGUUCCAACUUGAUCCAGUAAAUUCCCAUUUAACCCAGUUGUCCCUAUUAAGUGUGUCAGCUCUCCUUUCAAAAGCUCCGCUAUGCAAAGACAAAUUAGUGUAUUAAUGUGAAAAUACGUACUUUAAGGCAACAAAAAUUAGGAAACCCUUAUCCUUUUUUUUCAGAAAGAAUUAUUUAUUACAGAAUAUUACAAUGAACUCUGAUUGCUUACAGUUGUUUAUAAAAAUCAAAUUUAUUUUUCUUCAUGCUUUUUAUUUUCUCACUUCUAAGCCUUAACAGAAUUCCACUUGUCACUUUCGUUUUCAUUAAUGUACUUUCAUUCUCUCUAAUGUACUUUCAUUUUGUUUAAAGUUGAUUUAAAGUUUCGUUUUCAGAUUCUCACGUAAAUAUUGAAAAAAAAUUGACCUGAAAGUACCUCCUAAGACUCAUCUAUUCUUUUCUGCUCUCCUUAAAUUAUAUAUAGUGUAUACUAGACAAUAGCCAGAUCUAAUUCUGAACUACUUUGUCAGUUGAAGUUAAAGCCUAGGGGAAAACCAUCAGUUUAUCUUGCACGUAGUUAGUACGUAACUCCAUUCAACCAAAGUUGAGUGUGUUUUCCAAGACCUUCCCAUUGGAGCACAGGUUCACUGUCAUCCUAUUGAUACCAAGGAGAACUGUCUGUCUUCUGCCUGUGGAUAAGUGAUGGGUCCUAAGUGGACGCCUAAAAGUUUUCCUGUUUUUAGGAGUAUUAACCAUCAAGUGGAUUUUAUGUGUUUAGAAUUUUCACAGGAAAGUCAGGCUUAGGGAAGAAUGGAGCAGUGGGGUUUUAGUGUUUUGUGUGUGUGUUUAUUUUUGAUCUUUCACACGCUAUUUGUUUUGUCAUCCCAUUUCACUUCUGUUAAAUGGUGUCUUGUGUGCAGAAGGUGGUCUCGGAGCUCAAAGAUCUCCUUACAGUUAGGCAGGUGGGUUUGGAGAGGAGAGUUAAAUAAUUUCUGAUGUGAAAUAACAAUCAAUUUGGGCAUAUGGCGCUUUGAGAUAUGUGUACAAUAAUCUCAGAUAUGUCUGGAUUGCUUAAGCUCAUUAUUCACUUGUUGCUCUUUAGCAUCUGAUACAUGGGAUACGCACAAAAUAAAUGCAUUUUAUUAAGAAUGUUUGAUAGCUCUGGUGCUGUUCAUGCUCAGAAUGUGAUAUUUUAGAGUGCAUGUUUGUAUACAAGGAAUUAUUGUUGCAUUUUAUCAUCCCAUGGUUUGAAUGUGUGGAAAAUGUUUUGCUGCAAUAUCACUGCAUCAUAUAAAACACACGUGGUAAUUCUAAAUGUAGUAGUGUCCAUGACAUGAUGUUAAUCGUCAGCCUUUGGCCCACCAGUUGUUUUCACUCUUGUAAGAAGUAACCAGACCCAAAGUGACUUUGAAAGGUGAUCCAUUUCUAUCCUAAUAUGGAUUUAAAUGGAAUAUUUCUCAUGCCGUUCAGUCCCAAGUGGGUCAUUUCUUCUUCUGCUGUUCCCUAUAAGCGUCUUCUUGUUUUGUAUUUCAGAACCUGGAUUUUCAUUUAGCAAUUAAUGUGGGUGAUUCAAGUCACUCCUUCUGUAUUUUAUUAAUUUUUGCCAAAUAUAGUAUUUCUCAGCCUACUAUUGAUUGAGCAGAAUGGGGCUUGCCUACACAAAAUUUCUUAGGAAAUACAAUUUGCACAUCCAGAUUUUUAACUACACCCACUCUCCCCAUUAUUGCAAGGUGUUAAUCUAGUUGUAUGAUGCUGCCUGCACAGAUGCAUACCUUCUUUAAAAAUAGGUUAUGUGCCUAAAUCCUUGAGAGAGCUUGAAUACGGGAUUUUUCUAGACCUUGGUGCUCACCGAAUAUUUAGCUCUUGUGGUUACCGUAACAGUUUUUGUGAAGGCUUUUCCGUGCUUUUAAAAGGUGCUUUUAGUAAUUAGUUUAAUCCUAAAGUGCAGCUGAGUUCUUUUGCAGCAAAAGCAACUACUAAUUUUAAAAGUAAUUUUAAAUUUACACGUAUCCAUUUUAACAGUACGUUUGACUUGAGUACUUCUUUUCCAGAAAUCUACCCUGGAGAAAAUGUUUUUAAUCAGGUUAAAAUGGAGGCAAGAUAGAAAAAAAAAAUGUUUGCUGUGGCUUGACUGCAGCAGUGCUAAUGAGCUCUGCUCUAAUACAUGGAGGAACAUAUGGCCCCCAUCUGAAUACAAACUGGACACAAAGCAGUAAUUCAGCUGAGAUGUCCUGAAUAUUGUAAACUGGGUGAAUGUGGUUGAAGGUGUUUAUAAACGGUGGCUGAAUCCCACACACUGACUCACUGCCUUCUAAUGUCCGGGGCUCAAGGUGCUGUUUGUAAGAGUAUAGAAAAUGACCCAGAGAGGGAAUUCUUAAUUAAUGCUAACAAAAUAGCUAACUGAAGUGUUAUGUUAUGAAGAAAAGACUUCUUGUGCUCAUGACGCAGCAAGAGACGGAUUAUGGAGAGGGCGAGUUAGGAGAAGAAAAAUCACAGGACAAGCAAAUUGAGUAUUUACUGGCAAAUAAUUGCUCUCUUAAGCUGUGGCUCUCUUCCUAAAUUCUUGGCAUUCCUGAGCACUAGAACUGUGUUUUUAAAAAUGCAUCGUUACAGAGUAGAUGCAAAAAAACCCCUCAAAGGCUGAUAUUACAGGCUUGUGCAGAUAUAUAGAGGCAUGUUAUAGAAAUAUGUAUUAAGAAGUCCCUGAGUCCUAGGAGAACAUAUCAAGUUGACUCUGGCUAGAAGCAAACAAAUUACCUUCGUGGUCCUGGUCCUUUGGUUCCACACAAUUAUCAACUAAGCUGAAGGAGAUCUCCCUAUAGCUCAGUGGUUGGCAGUUUUCCUCAACUUUGCAAGAGAGAGAGAGAGAGAUUUGGUUGGAAUGAAACCUUGCUCUUCGUGCAGUCUGCUUGAGAUGCAGCUUUGAAAGAUCACUCACAGUCAAUUUGUGGCCUUCCUCUGAAGGAACCUUUCCUGACUCUUGUACACAGCCUCUCUCUGUUCCCUGCCCCAAUGAACGUGUGCACUAAGUCCAAGGCUUGGAGUAAUUUACCUGAGGAGUGAUACCAUUUGGAAACCACUGAAGAAACCCAAGACAGCUGAAAACCAGAAGGCGUCUGAGGAGAAUGAGAUUACUCAGACGGGUGCAUGCAGCGCCAAGCCAGGCCUUCCCUGCCUGAACCUUGAAGCUGUUCCGUCUCUGAGCCCGGCCCUCAUCUACUCACCACAUUCACCAACAAACUUACACGCACACACAGGGUCAUCUGAUUGAGAACAUCUUAAAUACCUAUUCUCAUGAAGUGGAAGUAAUAGGGUCAAACCAAGUAGUAAGCAAUGUUUUGUGAUGGGAAGCAUACUGAGAGGCUGGCACUCAAAAGGCGAUAAAGAUAAAUGGGUACCUAUGGAAUAACUUACCAUGGCUUACUGUAACAUCAGUUGCAAGGGGAUGACAGAGCGCAUUCAUAGCAUCAACCUUCACAACUUCAGCAAUUCUGUGCUCGAGACCCUCAACGAGCAGCGCAACCGUGGCCACUUCUGUGACGUGACGGUCCGCAUCCACGGGAGCAUGCUACGCGCCCACCGCUGCGUGCUGGCGGCUGGCAGCCCCUUCUUCCAGGACAAGCUGCUGCUGGGCUACAGUGACAUCGAGAUCCCCUCAGUGGUGUCAGUCCAGUCUGUGCAAAAGCUCAUUGACUUCAUGUACAGUGGGGUGCUGCGGGUCUCGCAAUCAGAGGCCCUUCAAAUCCUCACAGCUGCCAGCAUCCUGCAGAUCAAGACUGUGAUUGAUGAGUGCACAAGGAUUGUCUCACAAAAUGUAGGAGAGGUCUACCCGGUGAUUCAGGAUUCUGGCCAGGAGACACCCAGAGGAACACCCGAAUCAGGCACCUCGGGACAGAGCACUGACACAGAGUCUGGCUAUCUGCAGAGCCACUCACAGCACAGUGUGGACAGGAUCUACUCAGCCCUCUAUGCCUGUUCCAUGCAAAAUGGCAGUGGGGAGCGCUCCUUCUAUAGUGGAGCUGUGGUCAGCCACCAUGAAACAGCCCUGGGUCUCCCUAGGGACCAUCACAUGGAAGACCCCAGCUGGAUUACCAGGAUCCAUGAACGGUCACAGCAGAUGGAGCGGUAUCUCUCUACCACUCCAGAGACCACACAUUGCCGCAAGCAACCACGCCCUGUCCGAAUUCAAACCUUGAUGGGCAACAUCCAUAUUAAGCAGGAGAUGGAGGAUGACUAUGACUACUAUGGCCAACAGAGAGUGCAGAUCCUUGAGCGCAAUGAGUCUGAGGAAUGCACUGAGGACACUGACCAAGCAGAAGGCACUGAGAGUGAACCCAAAGGGGAGAGUUUUGACUCAGGAGUCAGUUCCUCCAUUGGUACUGAGCCUGAUUCUGUGGAGCAGCAGUUUAUGACUGGUCUGGGCAGGGAUGGGCAGCAAGAAUCUUCUCAAGCAGAUCAAAAUGAUAUCCCUGGUGAUGGUAGUCAGCCUCAGCAGCAGCAGCAGCAGCAUGUGGAUGCCAACUCUUCCUCACCAGAGAGAAGCAAUGACGUUGAAAUGGACAGCAAAGGGCUCACAGUCAAUAACAGCACCGAAAAGGGGGCUUUGCAGCCUUCUGUCAACACAACUGUUGCCCAACCGUUGCCAACCACACAGAUCUACUUACGCCAGACAGAAUCCCUCACCAGCAAUCUGAGGAUGCCACUGACUCUGACCAGCAACACUCAGGUCAUUGGCACAGCUGGCAACACGUACCUGCCUGCCCUUUUCACCACACAGUCUGCUGGCAGUGGCCCUAAGCCUUUUCUCUUCAGCUUGCCCCAGCCCAUAGCUGGCCAACAGACACAGUUUGUGACAGUGUCCCAGCCUGGCCUGUCAACUUUCACUGCUCAACUGCCAGCCCCUCAGCCCUUGGCCCCAUCUGCGGGCCACAGCACAGCAGGUGGGCAAGGUGAAAAAAAGCCUUACGAGUGCACUCUCUGUAACAAGACUUUCACCGCCAAACAGAACUACGUCAAGCACAUGUUUGUACACACAGGUGAGAAACCCCACCAGUGCAGCAUCUGUUGGCGCUCCUUCUCUCUAAAGGAUUACCUAAUCAAACACAUGGUGACGCACACCGGUGUGAGGGCCUACCAGUGCAGCAUCUGCAACAAGCGCUUCACCCAGAAGAGCUCCCUGAAUGUGCACAUGCGUCUGCACCGAGGGGAGAAGUCCUAUGAGUGCUAUAUCUGCAAGAAGAAGUUCUCCCACAAGACCCUGCUGGAGAGGCAUGUGGCUCUGCACAGUGCCACCAACGGCACACCUGGAGCCACCGGCACUGGCGCGAGGGCCGUCCCCGCCGGGGUGGUGGCCUGCACAGAGGGGACCACGUACGUCUGCUCUGUCUGUCCAGCUAAGUUUGACCAAAUUGAGCAUUUCAACGACCACAUGAGGAUGCAUGUGUCAGACGGAUAAGUAGAAUCUCUCUCUCUCUUUGUUAUGAACAAAAAAUAGAAACAACAACAAAAAAAGCUAUGGCACUAGAAUUUAAGAAAUGAUUUUUGUUUCAUUUUUACCUUUAUUUUCCUCCUUUUUUUGGGUUCGUUUCGUUUUGUUGUUUUUGUACUACAUGAAGAACUGUUUUUUGCCUGCUGGUACAUUACAUUUCCGGAGGCUGGGUGAAUAAUAAUUUUCCCAGCCUCCCUCGGAUGGUGGCCUUAAGGCCAGGUAGUGCUUCACGAGCUCCACUGGUUGGAUCUCUAACUACUGGCCUCUAAAUACAACCCUUCUUUACUACAAAAAACAAACAAACAAACAAAAAAAUCAUAAAAAAUCAAAAAAACAGACAGAAAAAAUAAAAAAAAAACAAUUUCUUUUUUCUCACUUGUGAAGAGCACUACAAAAAAAAAAAGAAACAAAACAAAAUAUAUUACAAAAUCUACAAGGCCUACUGUCGUUAUAAGUACACCGCUCGCAGUGUUUCAAUGGACAUAAUUCACAAUGCUGACCGCUUUUGGACUUCACAGUAUCCAGUUAGAACUGUGGAAUAUUUUGCUUCUGGUUGAGCAGCAACCAGAGGAACCAAGGCCCUGCUGGUCUCCACCACGUGUCUGCUUUCUCACACACACAAACCCAGAAACACAAAAGGGCUGAGGGGAGUGCAAGGCAGUGUGGCUUGGAUAGUGUGGAGUCCCUGCAGGAUGAGGAAAAAGAAUCAGAGGUUCCUCACCUGGAUUCUGCUCCAUCCCACGCUCUCUGGCUCACCCUCCCCGCUGCUUUUCCCAUAUCAUCACCACCUUACAGCAGAAACCAAGAAGAUUCAGACAACGAGCAACGGUGGCUUUUUGUAAUUUAUUCAGUGUCUUCGCUGAGCCCAGGGCCUCAGCACAAUCAAGAGGGACUUUCACAGAAGGCAAAGAGAAACACAGAGGAAAAUCAAAGAUAUCAGAGGUUGCAACCUAUGGAUCUAGGUACAAGAGAAGGGUUAGUUCCCACAAUCUUUGCAAAAAAAAGAAAAAAAAAAAGUUGCAUCAGGAUUUAUUCUUGUGGAAGAAGGAGGAAUAGAGGGUGGGCGGGGAGGGGAAUAAUUAAAAAGGACAAGAGUUCUUGGGACUUUUUUUAAUUCAAAAUUUUAUAGAGGGGCAAAAGUGACGUUUACCAGAUAGAAUGCUGAUUUUUUUAAUAUAUUUACAACAGUAUUUGUGUAAAAAAAAAAAAACAAAAAGUGAGAUUGUUAAAAGUAAUUUUUUUUGUUUUCUUUUUUGUUUUGCGUACACUGCCACUAAUAUCUUCUCUUUUAUUAUAUAUAUGAAUAUAUAUAUAAAUAUAUAUUUUAUUUUAAAUUGAGACUGUUAAGGUUAGCUAACCUGCUUCCAGAUAGAGGGGGGAGGGGAGAUGAUCUUGAUUUUUAUUUUAAAAAAGAGGAAGGAUGUUUCUUAAUUUUUUUUUUUCCGAGUAUUAUUUCUCUCUCUUUCUCUCUCUCUCUCUUUUCUAAUGGAAUCAAGAAUUACCUGGGUCGAUGAGGGGCUCUGUGAAGUCAUCUGUGGGAUUAUCUACUAGAGUUUGUGCGUCCUGCAGUAUGGGUUAUACUUCUACUUUGUUUUUGAGUUAUGUGGUUCUCUUUUGGCUCUUACCAAGGUUCUGUUGUUUCUGGUUUUGGUUCCAUCUCCAAACUUAUUUCCACUGAAGGGAGAUUCCUUUUGAGAAAGAGAUUUUCUCUUAAUGUUCCCUUGGUUUGGGGGAUGAUAGAAUUUGUAGCCUUUUCUUGUCUUUCUUCAUUUUUGCAAAUGUAAUGAAAGUUUUGGAAGUAUGUAAUAACUAGGAUUCCCCUUCUUUUUGGUCACUGGACGAGAAUUAAUAAGCUGCAUUAUUCUCUCAUCCCUGCCUUGCUCGCUAGAGAGCUUCCGUAUUUGUGUGGGAAUCUGAUCCUGCCCCUGGUAGUUUGUGCUGAUGCCAAAAUGACUUAAAACCCUACCAUUGCAUAUAACCUUCCCUUCUUCAUUUGCAAAAAUGUCUAACUUAAGGGCCACAUCCCACAUUCUCUGCAUAUGCAAAGCUAUGCAAGGAAUGUAGGAUCAGUAUGAAAGGUUGAUUCCUGAUCUGCAUAUAUGUGUUGGUGUUUUGUGUUUUGUUUUAUUGUAUUUGGGCUAGUGUUCUCCCUAGUCAUCUUCUGUGUAUCUGUGUGAGAAUUUUCCCCCAAAGCCAACUCCCAAAGUACGUGGGUCCUUAGUUCAGUUGGAUCAGUGUCUGACACUGUCUUUGUCUCGCUUGAAAUCCAUAGCUAGGAUUUGCACCAGCUGCACUCUGGACUUUAUAUUUUAGGCAGAGAAGAAGCACCUAACAAAAAUAUGCAAAAAGGAAAAAAAAAAAAAAAAAAAAAAAGAACUGCUAGUUUAGCUUUUACUUGUGUCUGUACUUAAAUUAAGCUUUCUUAAGUUUACAAAACUUUGCUUGUGAACACUGAGCAUUUCACAUGAGACAUUCUUUUAUGCUGGACAACUUUCUAAAUACUGAAUCAAUAGGACUACACAUAAGAUGUGUGUUCUUUACACCCGCAGCUUCUGUAUUCAGCACAAGUAACCCCAUUGCUACAUUCUAAGCCUGUUCCAUUUCUGAUUUUCUAUAGGAAAAAAAAAUGACAGAUACUUCAGUCUCGAAAUCAUUCAGUAACCUGCAAGGUAUUGUUCAGCAGAUCCUAAGUGUCCAAGGCCUGAUUCUCACUUGCACUAGACAGCAUAAAGAGACUUUGAGAUGAGUGCCAGAGCAAAUGAACCUUUUAUGUGGUAACGUAUUUUGGUCACCAGUUUCUUUGGGUAGUUGAAGGAUUUUCAAAAAGUAUCUACAUUAGUUUGGCUGAGCUGGAGAAGGAGCACGAGCAAGUUAAAAAUACAUUGUUUUCACAACUGCACUGGUAAGAUCAACGCUGACCUGUAAAGCUAGAAGUGAAAAGACUAAGCCUAAGACAAACAGAGGAAGAACUAGUAUCUGCUAUGUGAAGGCACAUUAAAUCUGAAAAUUCAGAUUGUAGAGACCAGGGUGGGUAAGAGAAUAGAAUGAUGAGCCUGUACAAAAUGAUUUAAAGGUGUUUCUGUGAGGAAAGUAGAUUUUUGGUUUUCUUUUUUUCUUUUUUCUUUUUUUUUUUUCUGAGAUCUUUAGUACUGUAAUGUUUCAUGUUCUCCAGUUUGAAGAAUUAAUGAAUUUUGCCUGGCUUAAAAAUUUGUAGCUGUUCAUUUGCCAUCUGAGGUCUGGGGAAAAGCUGUUUAAUUUGCCACUGUUCAAUCUGGUCAACUAUAGUCGAAAUGUAGCAUAUUAUGAAAUAUGGUUCUGAUACCAGAAGAGAUGCAUGUACACAGGAAAUAAGAAUCAAGGUUUACAUCCACCAAAAUCCUAUUAGUAGUUUAAAGUGAGGAGUCCUAUCCAAAAUUUAAUUCUUCAAUUUUCAACCUUUCCUAAAUGAGAAAAAGCAUCAUCUUUGAAAUGCAAAUUUAUUACAGGGCAUAAUCAAUUUAAAGUGAAUUAAAGAUCAGUUACAAAUGAAUGAAUGUUGCCAAUUAAAAGUAAACUCCUUAAAGUAAAGCUAAGGCAUAUAAAUUGAAUUCUAAAUCACUUGACAGAGAGCUUAGGCCAAGGUCUUUCCAAACAGAAAUAUAAACAGAUUUUCUCAAAUGUCUAGGCUCAAAAAGUAGUGGCUAGAUUUUGUAAAACAUGGAGCAACUUGCAGCACUCCUGCAAAUGUUGCUGAAAAUGCUCAUCAGGUCACUUAUGCAUUUGAGCGCCCUUCUGUGAACUUAGAAGCUCAAACAUAGAUUCCUUUGUCUUUUCAAAUGUUAAAUUAUUUUUAGUAAUGCUUCUUCCUGACCACAGAAAUAUUUGUAUACUGUGUGGAAACAACUACAAUAGCUGAUUUUUGCAAGUAUUUUUCAGCUUCAUGUAUUGCUAGGCCCAGUGAUCUACAAACUGCUGUUGGCAGUGUUUGAGUGCAUCGUCUCAGUGUACUCAAAAGGUUUCCUUCAAAGUACCUAAUAAAAUUACAUAGAUGAGCAAGAGCAGACAGUAGCACAUAUCCCUUUGAUGUGUGAAGCACACGACUUCCUGCAUUCCUUGAACCCGAUUCUCACUUUCCCUAAAGCUCUUCUUAUUUUGCUUCAAGCAAUGGAAAACAGCAUCAAAUGGGACACAAAUUCAAAUGUAGAAAUGAAAGCUUCUCUACACAGCAAAAGUGGAAGGAAGCCAUAGGGUAAAUGAGAAGUAAGUGCCUUCUUGUACUGCUGCUGAGGCUGGUGAAGUCAAUUGAAAAUAUAGGGACAGUCACAGCAGAUUCACCCUGUGGUCCACCUCUCUUGGUGUUCUGUCUCUAAGACCCAUGUUGGAUAAUUACAAAGUAGUUAACCUAAGGGAAAAGAUUUAUUAUAAUCCCUAUUAGAUAUGUAUCUGCUUAUAACCUGAAGACAUAAUAAUUGAUGGCCUUAACCUUUUAUCCCAUAUAAAAAUUGCAUAUUGUGGCAGAUAAUUCUCAUUAUCCUGUAAAGAUCUAGCUUAUUAAUUGAUAGACAGCCCCACUGCUAUCCUGUGCAAGUGAGUUGGUCUGUGUAAUUACUGCCUUAUAGGAAAAAAAUCAUUUUCUGGUUAAAUUUGUUGCUGUUUAUUGAAACACCAUUGUUCUUGUAUCCCAUGAAAGCAUAAAUCAGAUGACCAAAAUUUGCCUUCUCUUGCCCAUUCCUCUGAAGCCUGCCUCUCUUUGGGAGAUCUGAAUCCACAAGGAAUGCAGGACCAUGAGAUCAAUGUCUACUGAUCAGAAAGGAGAGAACAGCUAGCAACUGCGUGUGUGUGUGCGUGUUGGGCAUGUGCAUCAGUGAGGUUCUCCUACAAGAUUUCUUGCAGAGGCACAGAAAGUAUAGCUCUUACACAAUCAGAAAAUAACAAGAAAGUACACCGCUAUUUAGAAAUUGUAAUAUGAGCAUUUUGGGCUCAUAACUUCUCUCACAAAAUCCCCAGUAAUUGUCUCUCAUAAGGGAAAGAGACGUAGAUGUGUUGCAGGAGCUGCUUUGAACAACAACUGUCUUGCUGCCACUAGGCCCACUUCUGGCCUAUGCAAUUAGGUAUUUUCAAAACCAGCCCAAAUUCACAAUAAGCUAACAGAGAAAAUUAUCAUUUAAUGCACUAAGACAAUACGAUUGCCCUUUUCUCUUAAUCAAAGAGGCCUCCCCUGCGGAGACAGGCUGAGGGAGCUGGGCUUGCUCAGCCUGGAGUAGAGAAGGCUGUGGGGUGACCUCAUUGCAGCCUUCCAGCACCUAAAGGGAGCCUACAAACAGGUGGGGAAUCAACUCUUUGGAAUGGUCGAUAAUGACAGGACAAGGGGAAAUGGUUUUAAGUUGAAGGAGGGAAGAUUUAGGUUGGGUACCAGGGGGAAGUUCUUCACCAACAGAGUUGUGAGUGCUGGAAUAGGCUGCCCAGAGAGACUGUGGAUGCCCCACGUUAAAGGGAGGUGUUUAAGGCCAGGUUGGAUGGGGCCCUGGGCAGCCUGAUCUAGUAGUAAAUAUGGAGAUUGGCAUCCCUGCCUUCCAGCAGGGUGGUUGGAGCUUGAUGAUCCUUGAGGUCCCUUAGAACCCAAGCCAUUCUAUGAUUCUAUUAUUCUUUGAUAAGUGGUGCCCAUUUUUCUACUUCUGAUUUCUUUUUCAUCCAAAGAAAAGUUGAGUAAUAACCCACAGCAGCCCCCUCACUUCUUACUGACCCCAAACUGACUGAUUUCAGUCAACCUUAAGCUGCUCAGUUAAUGCUGGAUUGUUCACAUGGUGUAAGAACAGAUCUCUUGCCUUUAGUAUUAUUCUAACAUGUUCUGCCUCUCUUAGUAGAGAAAACAAACCUUGCAGGGGGAAGGCACAAAACAUACUCUUUGCAUAAGCACUGAGUCCAAUCCAAAAACAUUUCAAACAUAACCAGACCUCCAGUAUGCUCAUGACUAUGACCCUUUCAACAGUCUUAUGGUAAGGUAAUCCUGCAGUUCUCAUUGCUCAAGAUGACUUGCUACUCAAAAAGUAGUAUCAAUUUAGUACAUGGUGGCUGUUCUCUCAAGAAAAACUAGACCUUGAUAAUCCCACCCUUCCAGUUCUGCAUCCAACUCCUCUGAGAUAUUGAAAGAAACUUGAUAGAAAUGAAUCAGCACGUAGCCUAACUGAAACAGCAUCUCAUUGGCCUAAAGCAAAAUAGCUACCUUUCACAUUCUUUGAUUUGUUGUUAUGUUAGCUGUGACAAUUUGUGAAGGAGGUACAACCUAAUGAGAACUUGACUUGGAGAGAUUCUGAGCCUCCUCAGCUCUCAAGGGGCUUGUCACUCAGUAGGAUUUAGCCCCCAGGUGAUCACAACCUUGCUAAGGAAAGAUUUAGGAAAAAAAAAAUGGCAAAAAACGUUACAUCUGUAGUCUUGAAUUUGUAGAUGCAAUGAAAACCCUUCCUAGUGCAAUACAAGCAGUAAUAAGGAGAAAAAAAUAAGGAGAAAAGAAUAAGAAGCAUAACAUUGAGGGUGGAAAGGUCUUCCAAAAACUUGAUCAAUUUGGAUUUUAACCUCCCAGUUAGCACAUUUGUCCUUAACUAUUUUUCAAAAAGUAAAGAACAGUGAAAUACUUCUUUGGGAAGUGAGUACACUACAGCCUCAAAAGCAAUUGCUUAAAACAGAAAUGCAUCUGAACUGUAGAGUGUACUCAUGUUUUGUAUCCAUAGCAGAGUUCCAUCCAAAACAUUCUUUUCAUAUGAAAUGUAUUAUAUUGUGUUUUCUUGUAUGAGAGGGAAGCAAGGAAGUAAAGAAGUGAUUCCUGGUGUUCUCUUUACACUGGAUGGUGUUUCCAGCUGUUCCUUACCUUUUGUUACGUCUACGGGUUUGGUCCUCUUCCAAAGUGAUCCUGUCUUUAUUGAGUUGGUUGGCAUCAGCUCCCUGUAAAACACUGGAGGAUAAAUCCUGCUCCUACACCAAAUUAAUAAUAUGAGCAAAAGGCUGCAUACUUCAUUCAUAUGGCUUUGUGGUGAUUUUUGCCAUGUUCUGCUGCAACUGAACAACUGAGGAAAGUGCAGAGCUUUGUUAGGUACAUGCUGUAGUGCUCAACUGUCUGUUUCUGCAGCAUCCUGUUCUUACAAAAUGGAUAGGCACAUUUCUGAGGUCUAUACAUAUAACUAGGCAUCUUUUCUAUUUAAUUUGAUCCUUUUCUUUUUGCCACCUGGAUAUUCCCGUGUUCUUUGUUGACAACUGCAGUUCCCUAAAAGUAUCCCAUGUGGAAGAUCUACUAUUUGACUAGAGAGGAGCAGUGCAUUGAGGAAUAAGGACUACAGUCAUGCAACUGCCCUGAAGUACAACACAGCUUUUUUCUUAUUCUUCCCCAAAAGUCUUUUUCUUGGUUUUCAUUUGUUGCAUAGCCUGUUGCUAUCUAUGGGAUCUCUGAAUAAAACCAUAUUAUAUGUCCUCUGUGCACGUGUGCAUGCAAACACAUGUGUGAGUGUGCUUGUGUAUGUGUGCAUGUGUAGGUAGCUAGCUAGCUAGUUCUGGAUCAGGAAAGGGUUCCAACGAUACAGCAGUUACAACAUUAACUGUGGAACACUGACAUGGAUCUGUAGUACACUACUUAAACAGUAUACAUGAACAUAUAUAUUCAUCAAAUGCACUUGGUUGGCCAAAUGCACUUAACUAGAUAUUUGCCCAAAUAAAAUGUUUGCCUCUGUUCAAAACUUGACUCCCAGACCUCGCCCAGUGUAUUUUUGUUAGUACCUACUCUGAAGGGAAAGCUGAAGUGUGCCUCUUGGAUGGACAUUUAGCCACAAUAUAAAUAAAGCUGCAUUACUCAGCAGGUUUUGCUGUCUGAAGUGAACAGCCAGGGGACUAGCAGCUCUAGGGCUACAUUGUUGAGCCCAGUCCCUCAUUUCCACUGAAUUUCAUGUUCACUUAACAGGGGAAUAAAAUGCAAAAAAAAUAAAAAACAAAAUAAAAAAACCAAAAACAAAUAAAACAUAAUCUAACAUUCCUCUUUGCACACCUUAAAAAGGAUAGUAAAAAAUUAUCAUUAGUCAUCAUUAUCAAAAGUCAUUAAACAGUUAGCUGUACAAUGUAUUGAUAGGCUGUAAAAUGAUCUCUUGUAUCUGGAGACCCAUAUCAAACAGCUCUUUCCCCACCUCAUAUAGUCUGCAACAUGUUGGCUAUGAAUAUCAUUGCAAAUAAUAUGAAUAAGGUAAUCAGAAUGUACAGCCACUGACAAUUGACUUUCCUCUGGUCUUUGCCAAAGUCUUUUCAGGAACAUCUUUAAUUUGUCAAGAAGGCUGGUAGAUUAUUAGGAGGAGAAGGAAUUGGUCAGUGAGCAUAGUCAGCAUGUAUUCCAUGAGAAGUGAAGGAUCUCUGGAAUGCAUUUUGCUCUCAUUUCAUUAGCAGAAUGAAUCAGUGUGUUAAGCUACAGCUGCCUGCUUUGGUAUUGUGUGGCCCUGAAGUAGCUUUUUAUUCUUUCUAUUCUGAAAUUCUUUUGUCACAGAAAGGGUAAUUGAUGAUCUGGGGUGUGUGGUUUUUUUUUUUUUUUUCCUUUCAUUUUCAGUCAUACCAAGUUGAGUAAAUGUUAUUCCUUUUCUUAUAUUGGUGGCAUUUCCCUUCUUUGUUUGAGUAAGAUGAUAAAUGCAACAAUUUUGGCUGGAUGAUUUUGGGGUGAGGUUUUUAUUUUGGUUUGGGGUUUUCCUUUGGUUAAAUGUACAUUGUCUCUCUAUAGUCAAAAUGUCUGUGACUGUAACAGUAUGUAUUUCUUUUACUGGAGAAAAUAGACUUUUUGGUUUUUGUUAACAGUACUAGUGACUUUGUGGAAAAUGACAAGUUGCUAUUUAGAUCUGCUUAGUAAGUACAGUACACUACAAUACAGUAUUUCUGAAAGCUAGAACAUACAGUACACAAUAUAUAUAGCAAUUCUAUAUCAAUAUAUAUACAUAGUAUAAUCAUUUAACUUUUGCAUCUGCCUAUGAUCAUAGAAAAAAAUAUUUUCGCAUUUAUCAUUCACAACCCAAUCAACUGCUGCAGCAACUUGAAGCAUUUAACAAUCAUUAUUACAGCUCUGUUGUGCUUUUUCGUAUUAUUUGCUUCUUUAUUGUCUUUACAAGUAUUUUUUUUUCAGGCUUUUAAGAAUCUCUAUGUAGCAAGAUGUAGGAAAGUAAUUUUUUAUGAAAAGGUAAAACAGUAUUAGGUUCUACAAAAAGUUAAAUGUUGUUCCCUGCUAUCCCUCUCAUAUCAGAAGAACAAUUAAUCAAAAUGAUUAUCUAUUUGCUCUCCUCAAAGAUGUCCUGUUGUUUCAUUUGCAAAAGCAUCUGUCAGACUUUCCUCUUCCACUACCACUAGCCUUGGAGAAAGAUGCCAGAAGUGGUCUUUCACUCAUUCCAAAUUCUGUUUCUUUGAAGUUUUAAGAUUUCCAGAAAUUCUUCCCCACACCAAGAAGAAGAAAUAUAGUUCUUUUUUACAGUCAUUCUGAAUGUGGCCAGUGGAUUUUGACAGGAAUUGGAUACAAGAUACCUCCAUCCACUGCUAUUAAUAUAUUCCAAUUAGAUUUUUCAUAUCCACUUGAACAUUUCUUUUUCAAAGGACAACACCUCCCUGAAGUUGGAGUCUCAGUUUGAAAAUUUUCCAACGUUGAGUGUUGCCUUUGUCAUCUUCCAGUUGGUUCUGAGCUUUGAGUCAGACCUAUUAGGAUUUCACCAGGGAGCUGCUGAAAAAAUGUUACUAGAGAUGUCAACACCUGAAUAGUCCAGAGGAAACUGAUCAACACCUAAACCUAAUGCCUUGGGGUGUCCUUUCCCUGUUCUCAUCUUGCAGCAGAUCACCCAGGCAGCAACUCUAGAUCCAGACUUUGUACAAGUCCAAACUUAUGAGAGCUUGGAAAUUUGCCUGCUUUUCCAGUUCAAUUACAUCUCAACUGAUCUUCAUUCUUUUGGUCAAUAACAUGUUAAUUUGAGAUGAAAAUGUGCAAAAUCAAGUGGACGAGAGUUGUGGAGGAGGUAUUCAUUGUAUCUCAUUUCUUCUAACUGUAAAGACUGGAAGAAAUGAGAAGUGGUCACAUUGAUUAUGAACUGUGCUUUCAUUGAGAAUGAGGAAUGUGUCACUGCAAAUCAAUAAACUUAAAGGUGAUUUUGGAGUGAGAGGAGAGGGAAAGAUUUAUCUAUGCCACCUCUUGGGAUGAUAGCAUGAGAACUUCAAGCAUGGGAGUCAUCAGGUGCUGGCAGCCCUUACAGACUUCUGUCGUCUGCCAUUUGCACUUACGUGGAGGCCACUACCACAUCCCUUUUCUUUCUACUCACAGUUUAAAAGUGAUGGUCUUCCAUCAGUGAUUUCUAACUCUGGCCCAUCUUUAUUCUGUGUAUAUCCAUUUGUGAGGGAAGGAAGAGACUACUAAUUUGCCCUACUACAUAAAGGAUGGUUUUGGUCCCCUUAAACCAAAAAGGUGCCAUUUCCCAAAUUAAUUCCAGUUAGCUGCUGCGACAGAGUGCUGAUUCAGUGGUCCACAAUUUCUGACCAUGGUCUUUUGCCUUUUCCUUUGACUCAGUGCUAAAUCAUACAUAUUUUAGAAGAGAGUGUUCUCACUUCACUGAGAACGCCUGCUCAUUUAAAUGGCUGCAUACCCAUUCCAUGCUUCCCCUGCUAAUCCUUUGUAAGGUUCAGUAAUUCAUUUAGGAUAAUGACUAGUUAAUACGUUUCUUGAUUUAACUUCCUUGUUGCCUUUUAUUUUUCCUAAUGCUUUUUUAAGCACCACCGCUCAUUUUGCAUCUUAUACAGUUUACAGUUUAUAUUUUUAGGCUAAGAAGUGGUUUUACAAACAGGAUGGUACCAAACAGGUAGAUUAUCCACACUAGAGAUUGUACUUUUAGAAUGCAGUGUGUACAGAUACAAUUGCCUAAGGGAAAGUGAAACUAACAAAAUAAUCAGCUGGUGAACACUAUUUUAACAUAUCUUUUACAUAAAGGACAGUCAGUCAUUUGUAAAUCCAGAAAUCUUGCUUUUUUGAACAUGUAUCCUUUCUUUUUCAUUCUCUGAAGAAACGCUAACCUGGAGAAUUGUUAUGUUCUACGAAACUUGUAUGUGCAUGUUUUCUGUUUUUCUGAAGAGAGAGAAAACAGAAGGUGAUACUGGCUUUGCAGUUUUCUAGUCAUGUGUUGGAGACUUUCCUUGAAUGGCGUAAACAUUAAGGGAAGACUCUAUCCAAGUAUUAGCUUUAUCCUAUUAUAUGGGUUUCGUUGUUGUUUUCUGUUUCCAUUUCCUCGUUGACCAAGUAGACGUCCUGGGCUAAUGCAAGCCAUAUUUCUGCAGAUGAUAGCAUUACUAUUCAGCUCCCUUCUGCACUUCUUUUCUGUUUAAUACGCCUUUUGAGUAACGCAACAGUGGAAGUAGGUAACGCUGUCACCACAAGAGGGAGAACCUUGUACUAAGAGAGCAUUACCCUGUACUACUGUGCGGGGACGGAAAGGGACUCUAAAGCUCCAAUCUGCACGGCUGAAUAAGAGGAAGGUCCCCCUGCCAUGGGGGAGCUUGUGCCAAAGACUGGGGGAUCUCCCAGGAGAGGGGAAUGUUUAAACUUCAUACAAGGGACUUGCUCUUCACCCACUUCACUUAGAGAAAAAGACUGAAUCGUCAGCAUCUGCUGCUGCUCUUUUUUAUUCAUAUAUGACUAUAUUUACCUUUUUAAAAUGUGUAGUUCCCAUUUAUUUGUGGAAGAGGUGUCACUGUUUUAGUUUUUGGAGUCAGAACUAAGUUAGUUCACAAGUAUCUUCAACAAGUUUCAUUGUCUUUUGGGGCCUGUCCUUUUUCCUUUGACAUUAUACCAGUAUGUAGACCGGAUUUCUGUGAAACUCAGAAUCCUUUAAAUCUUUGAUUUAUUCCCAGUUCCAUAUAUAUUGAGCAUUCAAUCCCUUGGAUCCUGGCUCCAAAGCUCAGAUUCAAAAAAACUUACAUUGCAAUGACACAAAAAAAUCUGUGGUUUUCCCUAUGCCCCACCCAUAAUCAGCUUUUGUUACCAAAUGUAAGAUACAAAGGCUGCUCAGCUCAGGCUGGAUGUCCUGCAUAACCUUCUUGUCAGCAUCAGAGAGGUCUGUACUUCAUCCCAAAAACGCAAUAGACCAAUGCUUUCUGAGCCAAAUCCUGCAGACAUGACUUGCAGACUCUUUUGUUGACUUUGUGCAUCCUCUCAAACUGGGAAAGCAUAUAUAGUCUUACAGAAGGUCAUAGCCCUAAGAACUAAUUACAUAUACAUCCCUUAAGAUGUCACAGGACUGUUCCCCAUAACUUUUGAAUGUUCCUGCCCAAGGUUUUCACUCUUCCUAAAAAUGACUUAAGAUUUGAUUUAAUUCUACCAGGCAGAUUUUGCCAUUUUUAAGGGCUCUGCGAUUAAAGGGACUGCUUCUUGCUGAGAGGCCUGAACAGUCAAAAGAAAUACACAGAAUACGGGGUAGGACAGCCACUUCCUAUUGAAUAACACAUAGGAUGUUUUUUGUCCAUAAAGUCAUAAAUGGCCUUGAGUCCUUCAUUCCACAAGUACUCAAGUACAUAGCAUCUUUUGAUUGGUGAUAGCAUGUUAAUCUUAAAUAAUUAAAUAGGAGGCUACAACAGCUAGUGUAGAUAUAUGAUACACAGCAAUUGUUUUUCCCUAAUUUACAGCAUUGCUGUGUCACUUUUCUAUUACUAGAACAAUGUACAAGUGUUUGGGGUGUAAAUGAGAGCUAUGACCCAGGAACAUUGCAGCAGUGAUACGUGGAGUUAAGUGAUUCUACAUUUCUGGCUAUUUUACUCAGAGGCUCUCUUGUGGUACCCUGCUCUGUAACCAUUUGGGUGAAAUAAAAUGGUUUAUUUGUAAUGUCUGAUUAAAAUAACCCAAAAUUCAGAGAAUACAUCAUGUUUUUCUUUAGACUUCCUUUAAAAAACAUACGAUUGUAUCUUGUGUGCAGGAGAAUGGAUGGGAACCCACAUAGUUUGGCAUGAGCUUGGCAUUUUAGCGAACAGGACACCCUCAAAGUACAGCCAAUAGAGAAAAAUGCAUUGCUGAUGGCUAUAGUGGCUAAAUUGAUGUUUAUAGACCUUACAGAAGAGCUAGCAAGCAUUACCCAUUUUGUGUCUUCUGCAUGCUUUGACAUGGAACGCACUGCUGUGGCUCCACCCAGAGACAGAGUUUAGGUGCUUGGCUCCUUCCCAUAGUUAGCAAUUUUUUCUGACAUUCUCACAGCUAAAAAUAAACAGCAAAUGUCCUUGUGACCUGGCAUUUUUCUGCUUCGGAGAUGAGUAUUCAGGAUCCCCAUACCCUUAAUUAGACUCCUCUUUGAUUCCUUGCUUCUUUCUGUGCAGUUGAAGGCCUGCUAAUCUUUAGAAUGAAACAGAGUGUAUCUGUGCGCCUGACUCGAGGGCAUUGUUCUUCUGUUUCUGCAAGAGAAAGAUAAAGGAGGAACUUGUUUCUCAUUUAUGCUUUGGUUUUUUUUUUUGGUUUUUUUUUUGUUGGUGUUUGCUUUUGUUUACGUUCUUGGUAGGCUGCAAUUUUCAACAAGGGAUUGGGAAUGGGAGAAAAGGGAGAAGACAUGAGAAAGCAUGUGCCUGAGCUUAGAUGAAGCAUCAUGCAAUAUCGCUCUACAUACUGAGCAAUUGUAGACAGACUUGUAUAGCAGCAGCAGGAUUGCCCUAGUAUGUUUCUCUUUCUAUACAUUUCCCUUUCUUCCUCUUUCUCUCCCACUGUGGCCUCUUACACUAUUUUAGAGGUUCCCCACACUUCUUUCUCAGUGUUAUGAGUGGUAGAUGAAAGCUCUUGUGGCUGUCCAAACCAACGUUAAUCUCCAAGUACUGGUGAAACCACCAUGGUCUUUAUUAUGUUUUUCCAAGUGAUACCUUAGUGAGUGGCAAGCCCUGGCAGAUGUUGUUUUGUUGAAACAGAUCAAUCAACUAGGGGAAGCAUAGGCUGAUUGGGAUCCAGUAACCUACUUGUCUUUGUUACUAGUGACCUUCAUAAUAUUUUCCUAUGUACUUUCAGUUUUAGGUACGUAAAAGCUUAUAUGCCUGUCAUUAAAAUUCCUGCUUUUCUCACCAUAGCUCUAGAAGAGCUAUGAAAAAAAAAAUCCUUUAUAUAUAUUUCUUGUGUAUUUGAAAGGUGAGGGAGGGAACUUUCUAUGCACGUGUGACUCUGCGUGCAAGGGAGAAAACUGAAGUUAGUGUUGAUCUGUCCAUUUGUUUUAGGGUGGCCGGAGAGCUGCCACUUUGAGAAGUUGAUUGCACUACAGAACCUUAGCUUGGGCACUGUUAAAAUGAAGACUGUAUAUUGGGGACAGGGAAGUCUUUUGGUUUUUAUCCACACUUACACAUGCCCUUUGCAAGGUAUACCCUUGCAGAUUUUGCAUCUGACAAGUUUGUGUAAAACCACUACUGACCUUUUUGCUGUAUCAAUUUAGUUCUCUCUUCUUUCUGCAGCCCCUAGAAAAUGUUGUCUCCUUUCCAUUUGCAGUCAUUUGGUUUCUUAUAUUUUUGAUAAUUAUCCUGUCUACUAAUGAGAUCUCUGUAUCGAGCAGGAGGAGGAGAGAAAUUGAGGCAUGUGAAAGUGUGGCUGGGAGACUGCAAACCCCCCUUUGGUUGGGGGCAUUUGUAUACUUUUACUGAGAGCUGAUUUCUUGGGGAUUGGGUGGGGUGGGGAGGGAGUUUGUGCUUUUUUGGUCUGGAUAAGGCUUUUUAUUUUUGCACUAAGUAUGACUGCACUGCACUGCAUUGCACUACUGAAAUGUAUUUACAUGUGGUGGGAUUGGAAGGGGCCAAUUAAGCAGGAAGGGAAAGGAGAAAGUGAUGGGCACAGAAAUCAGAUGUAUCACAGACUUGACCAAGUUGAAGGAGAACUGGGGCUACCUUUACUUUAAGCAACUAGUCAGACACUGAGAUAGCUGUACUGGAUAGCUUCUGUAAAAAAAAUAAAAUAAAAAAAUGAGAGUAACAAAAAGCACUGUAACAGAAACAGAAGAGGCAUCACAAGAUUCAGAGUGCUAUAGGUCUUUAUCCCCUAUUUUCCUAGAGAGUGUUCUUUGUGGCUGUGAGAGAGUUAAGGGAACUACUUAGCAUAAAUCCAGAGUAAGGCUUCAAUAUGGAAAUACCAAUUUCUAGUUCAAAAUCUGCUCAGGAUCUGCCUUGUCAGAUGGGAUCUCUUCAGAGAGAUUUGGCUGUGAUUAGUAUCCCUUGGGUGUAAGUAUGAUCUCCCAGCUCAAGAAGUGAAGCCACAAAGCAGGCUUACCAAAGGGGAAGGUCACUGAAAAAAAAAAAAAAAGAAAAAAAAAGAAAAAAAAAAAAGCUCUUUUUUCAAAGGUUGUUAUGGGAAUGGUGCAAUAAAGUCAUUCUGAACACUCAAUCAAAAGUGUUCCAGUCAAGCCUUUGGAGCAGAAGGAGCAGGCAGGACAAGUGGUCAAGGAAGUGUGAUGUGGAAUUCAGUACAAUAAGGAAUAUUCCUGCUUGGACAAAGGUGCUCUCUGGCAUUUUUAGAUCUUCAGUCUGAUUUCUCUACUCAAACAAAUAGUAAAGCAUGGGAAAGGCUUCUGGCUGGAAACAAAUGGAAUUGAUAGCAUAAUGUUUUUACAAUCAUGAUUCAUGGUGGCCUAUAUCUUGGUCACCAGCCCUGUAGCAAGGAUAAUAGGAGAAAAAAGAAAACAGUGGCAAUGUGCAGCAAGGUCCAUCUUUGCUGUAGUUCUUUGUGAUCUAUAAACUCUCAAAAGUUUGUGUUGAUCUCUUCAGUAAAAUUAUAGUUACAACUUUUGCCAAAAGAUAAAGUAGAAUCAUGAAUAAUGCUCUGCAUAACAACUAGGAGAGGAGUGUAAAACAUGAGGGCAUCUGCAGUGCAGGGGCCACCUGUCUAAUGUGCACAGAGGUUUCAUGAACAAAAGAGGGGAGGUAAGCAUCCAAUUCCUAAGGAAAGCCUACAGUAAUUGGGUGUUCAAAAGUCCACUCAUGCCCUGAGUUUCUCUGUAGGCCUGAAGCUAAGACCUUUUGGCAUCAUUAGUAUCAAGUAGUGCAGGCCUUACACAGAGCUGCACAGUGCAGAGCUAAUUGUUGCUGGUCAUUGUUGGGCUGCCUUAUUCAAGAAAAGUAGCAAGAACUGGAGGAGAAAUAAUAUACCUGAGGCUGGUCCUGGGUGAGACUGGCAAGCCUGUCUGGAACCAGAAGAAACUUAAUAGUUAAGAAUGUGUCUGUCUAAGAAGCUCUGAGAUUUCCAUUUUUGGUUAGAUUUCAUCUAUCCUGUCUUGGAAGUGCCAGAAGAGAACUAGAGAUAACCCCUGAUAUGGUGCCAGGUAAACUACUGAAUGGCUCUUCCCUCAAGAGCAGACAAUUCAGUGGAACACCUGGUCUCUUUCCAAGCCAUCUGUGGGAAUCCUGGAAGGCCUUCUUCCAGUAAUGAGGCAGAGGUCACCCAACAAAAGCACAGUUCAUUUGAGAGCCAGCGUAAUACAGUGGCUGGAGAGUACAUUUCAUUUGUAAAGUGGCAUUUGCUUCCAUAUGAGUAGUUGUAGCUACAGGUUCAGGGAGGGAAUCAAGUCUGUCUACUGAAGUUAGUUCAGGUUAUGAGCCAAUAUUCCCCUUUUACUUUAGUUGAGUUUUUGUUUUGUUUUCUUGUUUAAAGCAGCUGCAUAUAUUGCUACUGUCAGAACGGAUUUGCGUUGUCAAAGAGGAAUAGUGGACUACUCCCCCCAAAAAAUGAAGCUGAGGAUUUACUGAGCCUGCUGUGUCCAGAGUGCCUUUCCUGCUGUGGUAAAAUAAAGAACUUCUGUAGUUUGAGCUGUUCUGGCUGACUGAUUGCUGCAUAUUCCUCACUUGUGGGGUGACCUGAUGUCAGCCGUGUUUAGACAAGGAGAGGAACACUGCAUGCUUGCAAUGCUGUGAUAAGAUGCCAUUUGCACUAGUUUGUUUUUUUUUUAAGUACUGUGACCUGAAGAAGUGGGCUUUGAGCCAUGCACCCCAACAGGGUUUGAAUUCAGCCUGUUUAAACCUGAUUCCUUCUCACUCAGUUUCAAUAAGACCGAUCCUGUCCAUGUAAAGAAGAAUCAAACUGCUUUUAAAAGCCACAUUCCAGUCUCUGUUCUUACUUGGUUACAGUGCUCAACCAGAUCAGUUCCUGGAUGUAUAGUUGUACUAUGACUGUAUAGUUUUAAAAGGCUUUUAAACAGGUUGUUCCUUUUUACAUGGUUGGUUUGAGACUAGUUUAACUGAAAACGCAUUUAAAUAUAGCACAAACUCAAUUUAUUUCAGCAUGGUACUAAAGCCCCACGUAGACAGUACUUGACUGAGAAACCAAGGAUAACUUGAGGUUCAUUUUAAGAAGCCAAAAUGUGUUGCUGAUUAGAGAUGCCACAUAACUUAAUGCCCUGUUUCUUUCUCUAGAUGGAGAAACACUAACUUCCAUAAUUCUCCUCCAUUUGUCAUCCUGCUUCAUUGUUGCACCUUUUCUCUUGAAUGAAAAUCACUUUGGCCAGUGGGCUAGGUCCAAAACAGAACUUCCCUUUGCUGUUUGAUAGCUAGUUUCUGUAUGUUCCUUUGCUAGACACUGACAAGCACUACUGAAAAUCAGCUUGAGAAUUUGCUGGGACUGCGUGGCUUAGUUACAGUUCAAUAAGAUUCUAGUGACUUUUUCACUGUUAUCGUAAGUGUAUAGCUUACCCUUUAAGAAAAUACUAUGUUUCAGAAGUUCCAGUGGAAAAAAAAAAUAAUGCCAGGAAUUAUGAUGGAGCUUCAGUCACAGUGCUAUGGCUAAGUUUGUAGGGAACACAAUUCUGGUGGCUGGUGAUGCUGACAUUUACAAAGCAGAUUCUAAAGCGAUAGAGAAUGUAUGCCUUCUCAUCCCUGUUGAACUUAGAGAGUUUUUGCUAACAGAAUGAUCCCAGACUAUCCUGUUAGAGUUCAUCACUUUUUCCCCAAUGGAGAAGGCUAAGCAAUCUGUCAUUUCAACUUCAGCAGUCUAAGUUUGACUCUAGACUACUCCCAAAUGGCUGGCCAGCCAGGUGCCCUCCCUGACUGAUCCCACUUCCAUGCUGGCUGGUGGUUUGUCAGAUCAGCCAAGGUGGCCAUGUCACAACCUUGGCCCCAGCUAGGAGCCUUGUACCUAUUCCUUUUGGUUUCCAUCAAACCAGGAGUGCAAUUAGCAGUGAGUAGAUGUCAGGUCAGCCUUUGCUCCAGGUGACAAGAAUGGCAAAGCUGGGCAGCAAAUUGAGCUACUGUUGUCCUUCAGGACACUGGUAAAAACAAGAGGCUGGGCUCUGGUUGCUGGUGUAGAUACAAACCUACAGCAUCUGCUCCAAACUUGUUCUGAUCAACUGUGUUGUUGCCCUUGAAUAUGCUUUGUGUGUGAAAAACUGAAUGAAGUUGUUCUGUUGUCUGUCUCCUCUAUUCUGCAUCAUGGAUGUGGCACCAACUUGCUCUCACAAUGAACUUGGGUGUUUUUUUGCUGUUGUUAUUAACAUGUAAUUCUACUGUAGACCAAAAAAUAUGAAAAAGAAAAAAAGAUCAGUUUCAAGACAUAGAAGGCCAGUGAGUGAAAGGUGAAAAAUGCAGGAAGCAAAGGUAUGAGAGAAGCAGUGGUUAACUGUGCUAAGUUAAAAAUAUCAGAAUAGCCUUACCUAUUUCUUAACCAAUGCUUACCAAUCAUCCAGUAGUGGGGUUAGAUAGCUUUCUUGGCUCAUUCGUACCUGUAUCCUAAUAUAAUAUAUAUAUAUAUGUACAUAUACAUAUAUAUACAUAUAUAUAUAAAAUUUUUGUUUCUUUGGUAUUGCUGUUGCACAUCACGUUGUCUUUUAUAAUGCCUGAUUUUAUUGUAUUGUACUUUAUCGAUCUGGUUUGUUUUUGUUUUCCUUUUGAAGGACGGGAAAAAUAAUGUUUCCUUUUUGUUUUGAAUUUGUGAGAAAGAAAUGCACUGGAAGUAAACACAAACACAUUUUGCCAUUUGAAAACUUAAAAAAAAGAAAAGGAAAACACACAGCCACGCAGUCAAAAAAGCUAAGAAAAAGCUCCCCUCUUCUUCCUUACAGUGGAAGCAUCCUCUAAAAUAUAUGCUAGAAAGAAAACAAUCAGUCUCAAACAAAGGAAGGGAGAAGCCUCUUUGAUCCCAGCUCUGCAAUCUGGAAUAUUUAAGCACAAUGUUUUGCAGGGCUGGGCUCCUACUUGGCCAAUGGUCAUAAAAUCCAGAACCACAUGGGGCAAAUUCAUCCCUGGUGCAAGCAGAUGUAAUGGCAAUGAAGUCAAAGGAGGUACACAAAAGAUGGAUUUAGCCACGCGUGCAAGAUACAGCUGCCUUCCCUGUUGUACCUAAGUCCCCACUGCUAGAUGUUACUGAUGUUGAUCUUUUGGCUGUGUUAAUCACGUAAUACACCUUAAACCGUGUUUGAGGUAGGCAAAACACUUUCCCACCGAAUAAGUCAGUUCUGGAUGCACCUUGGCGUGACACUUUUUGCCUACCAGCUUUUCACUGUUACACGCUCCCAGUGGUAAGCCAAUCUGAUUAACCCUGGUCGAAGAGCCUGCCUUUGCCAGAAAAUGGACUUGACUAGUAAGUGUAGUAAAAUGUUGCGUAUUUAACUACUAUAAUCCAGAAAUUGCCCUUGCACUUUUAAGGCAUAUGGAAAGAUCCUCUCUGUCUUUCAAAAUGGCUCUGGUUCUUUUGCGAGUAAAACACACACACAUGCAUACAAUCCAGGGGCUCCACACCCCAAAUUCUUCCCGGGUCCCAUACUCGGCUGUGUCCUGCCUCCCAGUGCCUGGCCAUUUGAGCCCAGCGGGACAGAUGCACAUUGGAAUAAGUGCAAAGAGCACGCCUUUUAAAAGGCAGAUGAUUUUCCUGUUAUGCCAGCAUCUUUCAAUCCCCAUAUCAGCUGAUGAUUUUCCUAGCCCGAUGGUGUUCAAUCAGUUGUUGAAACAUUGGCUUUCUCUGUUUUGUUUUCUAAGGAGGGAAUGUGGGGUGGGGAGAAUAAUGUGUUGUUUUUUGUAACUUCACAGUCCUGAUAGUUGGUUUGUAUCUUCCAUAUUUUAUGCAAAAACAGACAUUAGAAGUCAAUAAAUACUUGUGCCCUAGGUUGAAAGUUAAGUGUUCAGGAAAAGAAAAAAAAUGGUUGGCAUUUUUCUACAUUUUUGUGAAGACUCUUUUGGAAAGGAAGGGUACAUAUUUUUGUUGUGUAGUAUUUUCUAUUUUUGAAUGCAUUUUCUUGGUACAAGACUGUUUUGUGGAAUUUUUUUUUCUUUUUGGUGAACACAUUAUUUAAAAAAAAAAAAGAAAAAAAGAAAAAAAGAAAAGAAAGAAAAAAAAAACUAAUUGAAAAGUUUGCCCUUAAGGAUAUGCUGCAGUUUUGAGGUUUUAAAAAAAAUAAAAUAAAACAUUCAAGGCGCGUGUUAAAAGUUGGGGGAUUGUAUUGUUGGGAGUUUUUUUGUAAUUGUUACGAGAAGAAGUUUGUAGCCACUGCUGUUUAUUUUGUUUCAGAUGAGUAAGUAAAGGGAUUGUUCUUGUGUUAUUCUUUUUUUUUUUUUUUUUUUUUUUUUUUUUAAAGUUAUUUAUGAAAUGUCACAAACACUGGACUGUGAGUUUGUGUGGAAGCAUUUUACCACCCUGUGUCUUCAUAGAGCUGUUGGUGAUCCUACUUCUCAUUGCUCUGCCUUAUGAUUUCCUGAGCAAAUCUGGGGGGAAUGGUGGGAGGGACAGAAACUAGAUGCAUUUUUUGAGACAGAAAAAUGCAAACAAUGUUCUGGAAUUCCCAUACAUGGACCAUCAGCUCUACUUCUUCUCAUUUGUACCACAGGAAAGAGAAGGGCUUGCAGGGGAAGGAAAUCUUGUGGUGCAGUAGACUUGGCAAUGUGCAAGGGGCUAAGCAACCGAGAGCUGUGAUGCUCAUGAUGACCUCUGUAAAUGGCAUCCCAGUUCCUCAGUAAGCAGCUCCCCUAGCUUGCCCAUCCUCAAACCAGUGGCUUUUGGGAUAACUUCACCAACCCAAGCCAACCAAAACCUUGGGGAUAGUUUGCCUUUACAGUUGCCAACAAGAUUUUUUGGCACCCCAUCAGUGGGCACGAGCAGUGGGGAGUGCUGCUCUCAGUAUGAUCAGUGGUUCUGGAUCUGAGGAGAAGUAGAGGCAGAAUGAGGCUGGAGAGGUGUGUGGUGUACACAGUUUGGAAGAAUAUUCUUAAAAAGAUUGAAGAGCAGUGCUCCAGGCACUCAUGGGACCAGAGAAAAGGGAAGGAGGAAGAUACCAACAGCCAUAACAAAAAACUGGAGAUAUGUAACUGGGCUACAUACUAGACCAACCAGACUCUUCCUUCCUGGACAAUAAUGCAGCCAAAUCUUGAGACUGUCAUGCAGACAGAAAGCUGAAUGUGGCCUUCAUUUUCUCCUGCCUUUCCUUUUUAUUAUCCCUCUUCCUUUGCCCUGAGAUUUCUUCUCAGUGAACAUCUGCUCCACUGAGCACUUUUUUGCCCUCCACCUAAACUGCCCUUGCUUUCAAAAUGUGGGUUCAGUCAGGACUGAGUAAAAUCAUGUGCCUUCUUUUUCCAGUUUUGUACUUAUGCCAACCUUCUUCCCUUCCCCACCUUACACACGCAAAACGCAGAAGGAGGCUGUUAAGGAGUGCUGCUUGUCUGCAGGCGUCCAGCAAAACAUCGAGGUGGUGGUGAGGAGAAGGGGAACAGAGAGAGCUGUUAACUCCUUUCCCUUUCAACAAAUAGCACGUCUUCCCUGGCAGAGGGUGGCAGAGGAGACACCCUCUGCCACCACCUCCUCUGAUGGCCCCCUCCCCUACAAAUCAGUCCUAGCUGGCAUGGGAUGGCUUUUCACUCUGGUUCCUGUCCUGGCUGAGUGAAACACUCACUCUAUUGGGGUUCAUGUAAUUCACAAGCAGUUAUAUUGAGGAAACCAAUGCAGUUUGUGGCCUUAUCAAGAUGACUUCUAAACCACUACAAGACAAAAAGGCAACUCAAUUUCUGCCCAAGGUUUGUGUCACUUUCUAAAAACCCAGUCCUUAGCAGUUUAGACUCUUUUAACCUCAGUCCAUUUUAAUGAUGGUGACUCAACUGACCAGCCAAGCAGUGAAGUACUAGAUUGUCUGGUCUCGUGCUUGCUUUGCUGUAAUCUCCACUGUCUGCUUGCUUUUCUUACCUUCUCUGUAUUCUCUGCUUUACAGGCAGCCCUAUUGUUUGGUAAAAGGUGAGAGGAGCCAGUGGGAUCCUGGCUCAGGGAAAGGAGUUAAUGGAUCAUUUUUCAGUGUUUUAGCAGAAGAAGGAUACACCAGUUGCCACAGCACAUGCAUAUUAUGAUGGACAGACUACGGUAUUUUUAGGGCCAAGAAACCCCACCCUGUUAUUGGAGCAUGGCUUACUCCCAGGUCAAAACUGUGGAAAGGAAAUAGCACUUUAGCACUGGAAAAAGUGGCUUGCCACCCACAGCUGCUCUUGUGCACACAAGGCCUCGUUAGAAAAACAUGGAGCCAGCUGUCCCUGCCCUCUCUUCUGACUUGCCUGCUGCACUGUGGAGGCUUUUCUCAGUUUUAAGAAUCAGUGCAAAGCAGCCCCAUAUAGCGCCCACCCAGCAGGAGGGUCAUCUAUCCAUGCUGCUGAGUGAUGGCAAAGAAACGUCCCUUCAUCAUUUCCAUCAAGGAGCCAGUAAAUGAACAUGCUGUGGAUGAGGGACUGGGAAUUAUUCUGUAGGUCAGGCUCUAGGAACAAUGAGGAAUAGCAGGGUAGCAAUGGGUGCAUCUCAUUAAUGGUCUGCACAUGUGCAUGCGUAAUCAGAGGAAGGGUGUAAGCCUACCAACCUUUGGUGCUGAUGGACUUAAGACAUUUGUUCAAGGCCUUUUGACACACUAUACACUUAGUAUAAACUACAUCACAUGCAAUAUUUCAAAAAAAAAAAAAAAGAGGGAGGGAGGAGAGCAUUGUGGGCAGUUGGGAUUGUUAGGGUUGCAUUAUUUUGCAUCUUUUGUAAAACUGUAAAUUCAGCAGUGCCUUACUCCUAAUAGAUGCUGGCACUUGGGACACAUACACGAAAGUAUCGAUGACAGCCAGAGCUAGGGAGAGUCAGCCGUGUGCAUCUGUAAGACAGAGGUCAGUGAUCACCACAGUGGAAGCUGUACUGGGAAUGACACAGCUAUGUCAGACGUUCAGAUACUCAAGCUCUCAAGCAAUUUCCCUUCCGCCACCUCCUGCCUUCCCUCCUUGCCAAUGGUGCUGCCCAAGAAUAGCUGCCUACACUGAGGCCUGUCACUGCCCCAUUUGCUUUUGGUGUUGUUGAGUCAAGGAGUUCCACAUAGUUGAGCUUUUCACCACUAUCAUGUUUUCCAUGGGGCAUGUGAAUGCCAGUUAUUUUGCUUUAAAUGCACUUUAAAAAAAAAAAAAUCAAAUCAAAGCUCCAGACUGUUUCAAAUGCAUUGGGGAAGCUAGUGCAUAUGUGUUUGAACCCAGUUCACCUUAUCUCCAGUUGAAAUGUACUCCAUGCAGUGUGUAUGUAUAGAACAAUGUGUAUGCGUACGAGCACACACGUCAACCUUAACUAUCAGCAGACUAUAACCUUUCUCCUUAAGCUCAUGAAACCAGAUGCUACACAAACACAGCAGCAGCAGAGGAAUUAUGUUGGGCUCUUGAAACAGAUCACAAAAAACAAAAGCAACUAUGUGGUCCUUUCUGUAUAUACAAUAAUUACAGGAGGAAUUGAGUUGUAACCGGAAUAAAAAGGAACGGUGCUAACUGCGUGAAUGGGCAAAACCAACAGAAACAAAAACAAAAACUCAGCCCAAUAACACAGUUUGACUUUUACACUAAUUCUCACAUUGGGUUGUUUGGUUCCGUUGUUUUUUGUUUUGUUUUAGAUGAAAAAAAAAGAAAAAAAUUGCAUCUAAAUUGAUCCACCUGCAAAAGAAAAAGCAAACAAAGUGAAACGCAUCCUGCCCUGAGAAAGCUUUUGUUAAUGGAGGAUGUCAGAAGUCUCAAAACUCUCGGCCUUGCUCUCACGUACCACAUGCUCGAUCAGUCCUUUUUUAAAAAUGUCUGAAACUGAAAAAAAAAAAAAGAAAAAAAAAAGAAAAAAAAAAAAGAAAAAACGAGAAAAAAAAAAAGAAAAAAAAACCUUUUUGAAGCACCUUACGUGGCUUUCCCAUGCCAAGAGUGCAAGACUGGGAGCCACCUUUUUUUCUUUGAGCACCUUACUGAUGUGUUAAUGCUAUCUGCUGUCUUUUUGUUACCCAUGGGCUGAGCGGUGGCUGCCAGUGCAGACGUGUGGGCGUGCGGAGCCACUCUGCACAACGUGGCACGGGACUGAGCAUGCAGCCAUCACCUUCCGCUUCCUUGUGGCAUCAGCGGGGACCUGGGUGGAAAUUUCUGGGUCGGUCUUUGCUCUGUUUCAUGGAGGGAAGAAAGGGGAAGGCAAAACUGCUGAGCAGUGGAGGGGAACAAAUGGGGUGCUUUUGUUUGAGGAAAAUUCCCAACUGUCAGAGUGGAAUGAAUGGGAAGCUGCACCCCGAGCUCCAUCCUGGGGUCUCCACGCCAGCAACUCCCUGCAUUCAGCAGUGGCCUUGCCCGCAUGGAGACCCACGGAUGUGGCCUCACUGAGCCCCAUUUGCUCGCAUUGCUGCUCACCUGCCCGCCACGCUCCACAUGUGCACCGCGAUACAGACAUCUCUGGAGAAACACGGUUUGUGAUGAUGUGAAGAGCAGGUCAACAGUUUUGAGGGGUUAAGUUCCUUUUUUUUCUCUCAUUAUACUCUGUAAAUGGUAUGUCAGUUAUCAAAAACAAGCAAAUAGAAAAUUGUUAAAAAAAAAAAAUACCUUGCAUACGCCUUUUCUAUCAAGUGCUUUAAAAUAUAGAAUAAAUACACACAUCCUGCCAGUUUUUUCUUACAGUGAGAGUAUCCUUACCUGCCAUUUAAUAUUAGCCUCGUAUUUUUCUCACGUAUAUUUACCUGUGACUUGUAUUUGUUAUUUAAAACAGGAAAAAAAAUAAAAAAAGAAAAUUAACUGUAGCGCUUCAUUAUACUAUAUUAUUAUUAUUAUUAUUGUGACAUUUUGGAAUACUGUGAAGUUUUAUCUCUUGCAUAUACUUUAUACGGAAGUAUUACGCCUUAAAAAAAUACGGAAAUAAAUUUUACAAGGUUUCUGUUUUGUGUGGAAGAGUAAUUGAUGUUGCUAAGAAUGAUGUUUGUUUUUUUUGUUUUUUUUUUUUGUUUUUUUUUAAUGUUACCAGCACUUUUUUUGUAAGUUUCACUUUCUGAGGUAUUGUACAAGUUCACACUGUUUGUGAAGUUUGAAUAUGAAGGAAUAAUUAAAAAAAAAAAAAAAAAGACAAAAGAA